GAAACAAGUUAAAAACCAGAAAAGCCAGAAGGAGAUUGGCGAAACAAAAAAUGUGUUCCUUUAAAAUGCGAGGAGCAGUUUUUCUCGCUCUCCUCGGGCAUGUAAUGGGUAAGUUACAAACGCCCCCCUAUUAUUAUAUAUUGGCGGAGCGAACUCAUUUUUAUUUUUAAAUUGAGUCCUUUUAAGCCAACCCCUUUUCUGACAAAAUUUGAAAGGUUUCGACUUUUAUUAUAAAAGUUGUUGAUAUAAUUUUAUUUAAACAUAUUUUUUCAACUAUAGUUCAUUGAAUCUAUAGAUAUCACUUGGUAAAAAUUAAAUAUUUAAUAAAAAUCGCUAUAUACAAAUAUGAUGAAAAUAAGUAUUUGAUCGAGAAAUAUUGCUUUGCUAAUUACACUGAUCUAAUUGUACUGAUAAGUUUUCAUUAUAAUUCGCUUGAUAUUAUUUUGGGACAACAUAUUUACAAUAUUUUUUUUAUUUUACAAUAAUUCUAAAUAAGAACUCUAGGGUGAACGGAUAUUUCCCUUGCACGGUGAUCUUUGCUCUUGAAUUUGAGAAAACACGGAGUCACAGCUCUUGAUGACUACAUCAGUGAAUGGAAGGGUGGAAAUCAAUGAAGCAUGGAUCGUUUCCAAAUUGUUGGGCUCGUAGUUCGGGAACUGUGGUCGGGGUCGGGGUAAAAGUGAUUGGCCAUUAAAAUCAGCGUGCUGCUUGGUCUCUCGGAACUCAAUGUAUGAGAAAGUACCUAAGAAAAGAAACCUUGUUUCUUUGGUGUCUGGAACCGCUUUUCGAGGGUUCAGUAUGUAUUUUAGUGCAGAUGGUCAGUAAGCGGAAUAAAGUAGGCUUGGAACUUCUUCCUGCCCCACACCAGGGAUAUAAGGCUACUCUCGAAGUCUAUUAGUAAGUACUUCGUCUCUGGUACCUUCAGAGACCAGGAUACAUAGGCGAUAGGUCGUUCGUCUUCCUCUGGUGUGCGGUCUGACAAGACGGCAACCAGAUCGUACGAAGAGUGUGACUAAAACCAGCAAAUCAGGGUUGGGGUGCACUUGAGCUUUGUCUUGACAUCCUUAAUCAAUCUGAAGAUAGCUGCUUCUUCCUACUACAUUGAUCAAUGUGGCGGAGAGCAAGGUGAGUGGCAAAAUAGUAGCUAUGUCGCAUCCUGAGCUCUUGUCAUCUCAGCAGUGGUCCUUACUUACUUGAGAAAUUGAUGCAGUUCUUCAGUCGAUAUGACAUGUCCCAAACACUACACGAAUCCCCCUUAGAAAUUUGCGAGGCUCUCGCGGUUGGCUUUCAAGCUAAAAAAUUUCUCAGAGCUCCUCAAAAACGCUACCAGACUCAGGGUAUUCUUCAAUAGUGCAGUCUGCCAUAAUAUUCCUUCCAAGGGCCUGGUCCAUGGCCCGCUACCAGAUGGCUGUUGCUGAAGCUAUACAAUAAGGCGAACUUUAGUGAUGUUACGAACCUCGCUCUUUAUUGAUGAUAAGGAAUGCAUUUAAACGCCAUUCAAUUUUCAUUUGCAAGUAAGGAUGACGCCGGUCAUAAACGGCCUCCCGUGCCCUUGUAUGAAUUCAAAACUCCGCUGCGUUUGCUUACUAACAGGCGAGCUUAAAUUCUUGACAUCUGAAAGUUCUGUGUUCUAGGAGAUGCCAAAAUUGAUUUGCAUACCUAUUCAUCUUAUAAUAUGAUUUGCAAACCUAUUAAGCUGACGACGUUCUGGCCUAUAAAUUAAAUCGAUCGAAGAAGAAUAGCACGCUUUCACCGUAAAACUUUCUUUCCAUGAGUCAACAGCAACUAGAAGACUCCCUAGAAACAUUUUUCGGAGGAAAGCACGUGUCCGCCCAGAUAAGCCCUGUUAUUUGCCUGUACAGCAGUUUUGUAAAUUUUAUUUUAAAAAUACUGUUUAAAACUUGAAACUUGAAUCUUGCAAACAUUUGAGGGGCGAACAAGGAGUAUAAGUGAUGUGGUGAUGAGAUCCUGUAGAAUGGAAGCAGGAAGAACUACAGGGGGUUAUAGGUAAUUAAAUAAUUACUUCAUUUACCGUAUGUUGGCAGAUUAAAAGUCAUGUUAAUUACUGAAGUGGUAAAUUAUGCGAUAAUUAAACCGAAAAGCUUACCUGCUUGACCUGUAUCUUUGUUGAGGAUUUAAUAGCUAAAUAUUAGACAAUUUAUGAAAAAAAAAACCUUUUAUAAUUACUAGCAAAUGUUGGCAUCAACUGCAACUUUGAAAGCAACCUCUGCACUUGGACUCAAGACAAAACAGAUCAGUUUGACUGGACUCGGAAAUCAGGUUCAACAGCUUCAUCCUCAACUGGACCCUCCGUGGAUCACACAACAGGCAAUUGUAAGUACAGUCAAACUUCAAUUAAGCGGUCACCCUCUAUUAAGCGGUCACCUAUCAAUUUCCCGAUAGUUGCUUCCCACGUUUACUGCAAAUUUGACCUCUCUUCAACGGUCACCUCUAUUAAGCUGAAGCGGUCUCCUUACGGAUUUCCCAAAGAACUAGUUUCAUUGUAAUUUACCUCUGUUAGAUGGUCACCUUGUUACAUAACAAUCAAUUAGUGACAUUUUUUUUUUACUGGAAUAUAAGCGAAGUAUUUCCAUUUUCUUUCACAGGUCAUCAAACACAACUAACAUUGUAAUCUAGGUAUUAAAUACACGUCUCUAUCUUCUUGUUAUAUAAUUUUUUAAAAUCAAUGAUUUGCUUGAUCGUAAAGACGCCUGCAGCCUUACGAACGACAUUGUCUCUUACCCAGACCUCUCUCUCUCGAUGAAAUUUUUCCCUCAAAGGAAGGCGGGAAGGAGAACUUCUCCUCCCUUCUUUACUCUUUCCAUGGUCCCUUGCUGGAUUAUCGUCGCCCCCCACCCCCCGGCUAAUAUUAAAAGCUCCGAAAUGUGUUUUUGCAUACUUUUAGCAAGUGGAUGGUACAUAUUUAUCGAGACAUCUUUUCCGAGGAGGCCAAACGACGCAGCAAAGCUUGUAAGUGCAAACGUCCCCGGCAGCAGUGCUGGUGGCGGAAAAUGUUUGUCCUUUUGGUACCACAUGUAUGGAGCACACAUCAAUGCCCUCAGAGUGUAUGUCAGGAGUGGUUCUAAAGACACCCUGUUGUGGUCAAAGACAGGGACGCGUGGAGACAAGUGGCUUCAGGCUGCCCUCACAGUCAAUAUCAGGACCCGUUUUCAGGUGGGUUUUUAUUGAUCAAUUAAAAAAGGAUUUUUGAGAAAUUGUAAAUGCCCAGACUAGAGAAUGUGUUCGAAUAACUUGAACUACUUGCAAAAUAAGACAUUACGUCUUUACCACAUUCGACGCACGUAUAAGAAAUGUAAAAUGUAAAAAUAUAAAUGUUCCAGAAUUUUUAAAAUCCUCUAAAUAUAUUUCGCUCUUCGAGCCUCGUUAGGCAACAAAAUUUUCAUGUAAGAUGCACUAAAAUAGUCUGCGUGUUCGCCAGUGUCAUGUAAGCCAACAUGGUCACUCUAUUUCACGUGGUCACGAGCGACUACUAGCGACAAGGUUUCAAAAUCAGAGUGGUAGAAAAAGCUGGUGUUGCGAUUAAAAAGUUACUCCAGAGGUCUGAUCCGUUUAAAUCACGAAAAUGUGAAAGAGGGGAUUGGCCAGUGUGUAGAGAAGAUGGAAAAGGACCGUUUGAUAGACAGUGCGUGACUUAUGACAUAAAAUGUACUGAGUGUAAUGACAUUUAUAGCGGGGCUCCCUCGCGCGCGAAGCGCGCGUUGGACAGAGCCCCAUACUCAUAGAAUACAGUCAACCUCUUUUCGUUUGGUUGUCACGUGACUGACAGAGCGUUCGUACGUACGUACGCGUCUACAGAUUGUACGGGUAGGGUAGGGGAGACUAUCAAAAGGAAGGGAGGGGUGUCUCAGGUGUGUCUUGGAAAACCCAUGUCUUUUAUAUUGGCCAUUCACAAUAUGGUCAAUUGACAGCUGUCAAAACAGGAUAGCCACUGACCAGUAUCACAUUGCCAUAUCGAGGGCUCGUGUGUCAACUCAUCAAGGUGACGUGAUUUAUUUGGAAGCUGUCCGCUGACCAGUUGUUUUACUAGAUCGCAAUCACUGUUCAAUCUCAUACUUUCUAGGUAGCUAAUUUGAGAGCACAGGAAAACUGAUAAUGCACACAUCCAUUGGACAUCAAUGUUGUGAUCAAUUGACAGCUGUCAAAACAGGGUAUCCGCUGACCAGUAUCACUUAACCGUAUUGCGGGCUCAGGUGUUGACCCAUCGAGGUCGAGUAUUUUUUGAAGUUAUCCGCUGACAAGUUACUAGUUUUCAAAUGAUCGCAGGCUCAAGUUUGAUUGUUUUCAGUUCAUAUGAAAUAUGUUUUGUGUUUGUGCCGCACAAUUAAAAUUUUGAUUUAAAACUGAUCUCGGACGCGAAAAUUCAGCCAGCUGUUACAGGUGGGGAAGGCAGUUGCUUUUGACUUUGCUCACCAUGGUCACGCGUUGGUCACGCUCUACGUCCAAUUUUUAUGCUCUGAUUGGUCAAAACUUGACAGGUGAGCUCAUGCGGAAAAUUUAGGCAGCAUCUUGACUCUUGUUUACUUUGACAGCUGAAGCUGACAGAGUUUUGUGUCAACUUGUAAUGUUUUUAACUGUCUUUUUCCACUGGAUGCACAAAAUGAAAUUCAGCUGCUAUUAGGAGUCUUCUGUUAUUCAUGGCUAGUUGGUUUUUGGUUGAGAAAUUAAUACAUUACUUGUCAAAGUCGGAAAUCCGAUUUCGGAUGUCAUCGAUUUCGCUUUUCACCUUGCUUGAUGCGUAAGGGUUGAAAAGUCUGAAGCGAUACUAGCCUUCCUUGAUACCUUUCAGGAGCUGCAUCUCGAAUGGUAAGCCUCAGUAAUUAUUGUGUUUGAUGUUCGUAUUUUAUAUCUAAUUUUAUGAAGUCGAGCGCAGUUUAUGCGGCUAUGUAGUUUAUGCACGUUUGUAAGAUUUGAGACAAUUUGAUAUGACCAAGAAUCAGGUUUGAUAUAAGCUUACAGAACUUUAAAAAGCCUUACAUUUUCUUAACGCAAAUAGAAAGAAAACGUUCCAGAGAACAUUUAGUUUUAAUUCUGGCUGUAAAAGAAAGCUUUGAGCGAUUUUCUUGCCUCGAGUUCAUGAUCUUUGAAAAAAGUAAAUACCGGGAAGCCGGCUUAAAACAUAAACUUAAGCUUUAAGCUUGAAGACUCAGGACUUUUAGAGACACUUUACAACUUGUCUUCGUGAAUGAAAAAUGUUGUCUUUGUAUAUGUUUCACCGAAUUAUAUUUCUUUUAUUGAUUGUUGGUAGUCUUUCUUGUAAUUUUAAUCGCCGUGCCGUUUGUUUUCAGUCGUUCAUUGAACAUCGCUUGUAGGAGUACUCAAAAUGCCGCGCGUAUCAAACCGGCGCUUUUAAAGAUUACACAUGGAUAAAACCAUUUAAUAAAACUGAAUAAACAUAAUAAUUUUCUUAUUAUGUUGCAGCUUAACUCUAGUAUGUUCGUUCAAACACUCGCUACAGCUCGCACUGCAAAAGUGAGAACUGGCUGGCCGUAUAUGUGAUUUUGGAAAGUUUUUUAACGGUUUAAAAAGCCCACGGGUGCUUCGAUCGUCCUGAAUAUUGAAUGAGUGCAAUUUGUGUUGCAAAAUUGUGAAAUACUGCAUUAUGUCCGAGGUCUGUAUGAUAGAAACAGUACCUCAUGGUACUGUUUCACCUCAGAUGUGAUGUAUAAAUGGUAUAAAAGGUUGGUUUACAUGCACUCGGAUUUGUUGACAAGAUUUUGUAAAGUAAACUUGUCGAAAGCAAAAAAAUUCGGCCUGAUUUUUUUUCGAGGAUUAAUUAAUCUUACGGUGAUCAAGAGCCAUUUUGGCUCCUAAAUGUUAUCGAAGAUGAUUGCUAUUUUUUGGGUGUACAUAUGAGGAUAUCCACUCGAUGUAAGAUUUGGCUCACUCUUGGGCUGUUUGCAAAUUAUUUUUCUCUAAAAUCACUUAGCCUUUCCCUCAAAAGUCACAUGAAUGUGCUAUGUGCUCUAAAGUUACAGUCAAACCAGGUGAAGCGUUCCCGUCGCUAACGAACUAAUAAAUUCAUUAACGGAAAAAUGAUUUCGUUUAUUGAUUCAAUAAUCCAUUCAUAAAAUGAACAAUCCCAUAUUCAUAUUUAGCCUCGAUUUCAUAAUCGAAUGUUGAUUCGAUUACUGUUUUUAGAAAAACUACACUUUUUUUCUCCUUUUUUUCUUAGAGUGGAGGUCGGGCGAGUUCUGAAUUUCAAACCCAAACAAACUGUUACAUGUACGUCAUUUUGUUUCCAGUAUUCACUGCAACGGACCUGACCUCUUAGGAAACACGAUAGUGAAACGAAGGUCAGUGUAUGUGCGGUGAUUGGUGGAUUUCGAUCCCCGGCCUUUGUCAGUUUCUUUGCGUUUGCGGUCUGUCUCUUCUAGCUGUUGUUUUGAUUAAAAGCAAUUACAAACGCAAUCGUAAACGGCAGGAAAAGGGAAGCAAAUACGAUUGAACUCAAUAGAGAAGAAUAAAGAACAGGUAGAUUUUGUUAAUAAACCAAAUCAACAUUUAAUUAUUGAAUCGAGGUCCAAUUUGAUUGUUGGAUUAUUCAUUUUAUGAAUGGAUUAUUGAAUCAACAAACGAAAUCAUUUUUCCAUUUUUCAUUAGUUUGCUAGUGACGGGAACGCUUGACCUGGUUUGACUGUAACUGAAUUGUGGAAUACAAGUUUAUUGUUUGAUUUAAAUUAUAAAUAUAUUAAUGGGAGCCUCGCUUUUAGCCCUGGCUAAAUCUAUAUAUUAUCGGAGCGCGUAUAUUAGAGGAAAAGAACACAUGAAGUCACUGGCCAAAAAGGAAGAGAGGUCAGUCUUAUGGAAGCACUGUAACGAGAAACACAACAGUGAAAUGCAAAAAUUUAAAAUGAACGUUACCAGUUCUUACUCCAACGACGCCAUAUUGAGGCAGAUAUCGGAGGGUGUUCGGAUCGAUCAAGUACCGGAAGGCUAGUUGAUGAGCUCUAAGAAGGAAUGGAAUUAUUUCCGCGUUCCACGCGCCGUGGUCGCACGUGACCACGUGAACUAGAGUACACCAUGUUGACUUACAUGACACUGGCGAACACCCAGACUAUUUUAGUGCAUCUUACAUGAAAAUUUUGUUGACUGACGAGGCUCGAAGAGCGAAAUAUAUUUCGAGGAUUUUAAAACUUCUAGAACAUUUAUAUUUUUACAUUUUACAUUUCUUAUACGUGCGUCGAAUGUGGUAAAGACGUGAUGUCUUGUUUUGCAAGUAGUUCAGGUAAAAAAUGAUUGUUGAAUUGUAUUAAAUGUUUUAUUCCAAAACUUGCAGUUUGGAGUUGUAGUUAAAUUUACGAGAGAAAUGAAUACACCGGUAAUAGCUUUGUACUUCAGUCCCACUAGAAAAUAAAAAUGUACAAGGAAAAAAAAGUAAAAUAGCGAAAAUUAAUGAGGACGUAGUAAAUACAGUACGUAGGCUUUGCAAGGUUGCUUACCCGGACAGUCUUGGCGGCAAACCGUUUUAUUGUUAGAUGUAAUGUAGCCUCCCACGCAGACGUUCUUAGGGGUUCGUCACGCGUCUGCGUAGGAGGCUACAUGGCUAUAUGUCAUGUGGCCGCACAAGGUGUUGGGAAGAAAUAUAGCAACUGCGACUGUUCAUUUUCUAAACAGGUUGUAUUUGAGGGUGUUCGUGGAACAAGCUAUCAAGGUGAUAUAGCAAUUGACGAUAUUGUUAUGAAAAAUGGCGUCUGCCCACCCAAAAAAGCGUGCUCUUUUGAAGAUGUUAAAAUGUGUGGAUGGACCAAUGACAAGAGGUAAAUUCAUAAAGGUAGCUUAAGGCAUUGAGUAGGAUUCUUGAAUGUGUAAAUCCCAAGAAUUUUCUGACUUGGUUAGUGCUUCAAAACGAUUUCCUGGCUACAAAUAGACAAGGUGUCUAAACGAUCAGCUGGGCUAAUGUAUCUUUUCUAAUAUGAAAGACAAACAAGUAAAUUAUUCAAUAUGAUUUUGAGCUACUUCUUCGGAGCUCCACUCUAAAAAACCAAAGAAAAUCUUAUUUUUUUAAAAAAAGCAAUGGAGAGGAGAAGUCAUUACGUCACUUUGCCAUGGUAGCAAAAUUUUGGUUGACAACAAACCGAAAAUUCACUUAGAAAGUAAAUUCUCAAUGUUUCAAACUUCAUCGAUCUUAUUCAGUUUCAUUUGAUUUGUCAAAUAUUGGCGAAAUUUUCUGGAUUUUUAAAUCCGAAAGGACCGUCUCUGAGUUUGAAAAACGAAAAAAAAAACUUGUGUUGUGUUAACCUACUCAGUAACGCUGGUGCGUGAAAUUAGGAAGUCUCAUGUCGCAGUCGCGCAAAGACGGCUAAGAAAUGUACAAAAAGAGCAUGAUACAAGUGCAAAGUUGUUGUUUUGCUAAUCUAAACCUAUCGGUUUUUUUUCCCGUUCUCGUUACUGUCGCCGUCGUCGUUUCUUAAUCACGGCCCUAUUGUUGUAAUCAAGAAUUUGGCUACCAUGGUAACUUGACGUGACACUUCUCCUCUCUAUUCUGGCCUAGCCUUACAAGUCGAAAUAUCUGUAGCAAAAGAGCUUGAGGUUCACUUUUUACCCAACUACGCCAUCGUCUUGGUAUGUCAAAGUUUGCAAUACCGCCUCGAGAGCUCAUUCUCUCUUGACCGCCUUUAAUGCCUAAUUCCUAGGAACAUCCUGAUAUCCAAGCCACUCCUCUUCAUUUUUCUUUAACAUUUUAUAGAUGCAAUCCUACACUCCGCAAAACAAUAACAGUGCAAUUUCAUUCGAAUCAUUUUCACCAGUUUGUCCUUGCAAUCAAUUUGCGUUAAAUGAAUAGAACACGUUUCUGUGCAUGGUUGUUUUAGAGAGGUGUUCCAAAAAAUAACUGGAAAAAAAAAAGUAACUGACUUCAUUGGGGUAAAAAAAAUGGUUGAAAAAACAUAGCUCAAUUUUGUACUAGGUUAGAAAUCCCAACUGGCCGGAGCCGAAACCAGUUUCCUGUUUACAAGCGCAAUGGAAGGGUUAAACUCGGGAAUACCGGGAACAAGUCUAGCUAGCUAGCCACUGGGGCGGGGAUUGAAUUCGGGUUGUCCUCCCCUAUUAUAAUUCCAGAGACAUAACCACCCAGCCACACUGCCUCCCAGAAACGUAGGAAUUGAUCUCAGAAUAUACGUUUUAGAGGUGUGGUCUGUCUUUUGUAAAUUAAUAGAAAUGUCUGUUUAGAUAAAGCCGAUUAUGUUUAAAUUCUGGUUGAGUUCCUUUCUUUGGUAAUAAACCCGGUGUCUCUUUUGUUGGUAAUGUUUUAGUGCUGAUGACUUUGAUUGGACUCGCCAAAGUGGUUCAACAUCAAGCAGAGGGACUGGCCCCGCAAAUGACCACACCUAUGGAACAGCGAAAGGUUAUUACAUGUACAUUGAAACCUCUUCUCCAAGAAGGCCAGGAGACAAGGCAAUGCUUAUAAGCCCCAAAUAUUCAUCAACAAAGGGAAAAUGCCUUCAGUUCUGGUACCACAUGUACGGAAGCCACAUAGGGACACUUAACAUCCGUAUAAAACGCAUGGUUCUUGGAAAGCCCACGUACUUUUUGACAUGGUCUAGAUCAGGCGGUCAUGGAAAUAGCUGGUGGAUUGCUCAGGUACAGCGGAAAAUCUUUCAAAAUAAGCAAUGAAACAUUAUCUUCAAAACAAUAAAAACUUUUGAUCUUGUUACAGAAAUAUAAUGCAUGCUUUAUUUCAUAAUAAGAAGCAAGGCUUACCGACAUUCAUUGUCUGGUGUGAGUGAAAGAAUGUAACUGAAAGAAGAUCAACUUUUUUUCUCAAUAGUCCGAGGCAGUCUUCAUUAUAUAUUAGGAUAUUAGAGAGACAAUAUUCCUUAUGCUAUGCAUCUGCUUUUAUUUAAGGUUGUUUUAGAGUUUUCUCGUGAUCUUGUCAGUAAAAAAAAGGUAUUAUUCCCUGAUAAAACGGCCACUUGCGGUCAUAGACGUUUGGCUGUGUUAACUGAGUGGUCAUAUUACCGGGUAGUUUCUUAUUUCAAGGCUUGUUUCUUUGCUCUCUUCAGUCUUACUAUAAUAAUAAUAAUAAUAUUUAAUACUUAUAUUGCGCUUUUUCUAUAAAAAUACUCAAAAGCGCAUUACAAUAUUAUUAAUAACUAAAUUAAAAACCAGUAAAAUUACCCGGUAAAAUUACAAUAUUUAAAAAUAAAUAAAUAUAUAAAUAAAUAAAUAAAUAAAUAAAUAAUCUAACUAAAAGCCUUUUUAAAUAAAUAUGUUUUAACAGAGCGUUUAAAAGAGUCGAUUGAUGUUUCCUGUCUUAUUGGCAGAGGAAGACUGUUCCAUAAAAAGGGGGCAGCCAUCGAUAACGCGCGAUCUCCCAAAGUCUUCUUCGUUCUUAGCCGAGGUCUUUCUAAUAAUAUACCAUUAUUGUUACGGCGUAGUUGGUAACGUGAGUCCGGUAAGACAGAGACAAGAUCCUUAAGAUAGCUAGGCGCAACACCUUGAAGAAUCUUAAAUGUAACAAGGAGAAUCUUAAAAUCUACGCGCAAGCGCACUGGUAGCCAGUGGAGUUCUCUUAGCAAAGGAGUAACGUGACAGUACUUAGGUGCGCAGUAAACCAAUCGAGUACUGGCAUUCAUGACUCUUUGAAGUUUCUUAAUUUGAUACUCAGGAGCACCGUACAAUAAACCAUUACAGUAGUCAAGCCUGCUUGUGAUGAACGCGUGAACAAGCCUCUCGGUGGACUCACGAGACAAAUACUUCCUAAUGUGCCGGAUAUCGUACAAAUAAUAAAACGCGCUAGCACAAGUCUUAGUCACAUGAGUCGACAUGUCCAGAUGAGAAUCGAACCAGGUGCCCAAAUUGCGCACUGAAGAGGCAGGCGAUACCUCAGCUUGGCCGAUCUUGAUCUUGUCAACGGACACCUUUGAUAACUGUCGUUCCCUGCCAAUGAUCAAGAACUCAGUUUUAUCAUCAUUUAGCAUUAACUUAUCAUCUCUCAUCCAUGCGCGAACGUCACGAAUACAGUUCUCAAUCGCAAUCACAGCAUCAGCCUCGCGAAUUUUAGCAAACCCAAAUAUUCAAAAACAAAUAUAAAGGAUUAUUAUUGAUUGCCUUGAUUUUUCACGACAUUUAGGCCUUUAAAAGUAAGGGUUGUCUCCUUGAAAGCAAUAUAAAAAAUUUUGAAUUUCUGGUCGCCAAAAGGAAAUUAGUCCUUAUUGUUUAUUCGGAAAUGCCCUCCGUUAAAAUUAAAAAAAAAGAAAAACGACAUUUCACGAGUCAAAUGGAAGUGGCCAUUAAAGGGAGGUGGUGUUGUGUUCGGGCCAAUUGUCGGGUUCCUGAAAGAGCCGUUUUAAUCGAUUCUAUUCUCGGGCAGAAUUCAACUAGCUUCUUAAAGAACAUUAUAGAGGAUAAUAAUCUUUAACACACUAGCCCUGGUUCUAAAUUGGUCAUGAAUGCUUUGCUGAGGUAUUUGAAAAUUGUUCCUGUACUGAGGGCAACUACAGUGACAGUGUAUUAAACACGCAUUUUGCAAGUAAAUCCCUGACAACGAUGUUGUGGUCUUUAGUAUUUGACAGUAUUUGAUGUUCUCUUUUUGGAAGGUGACAAUUACAUCAAUUUCUGACUAUUGGCUGGUAUUUGAAGGAGUACGAGGGUCCAGUUAUCGUGGUGAUAUAGCCAUAGACGAUGUAGAGUUACUGGAUAAUGAAUGCCCAUCUCCAGGUGAUUGUGAUUUCGAGGCAGGCAUGUGUACUUGGCUCAAUGUGCCUAAUAAUGAUGAUUUUGAUUGGCUCCGUGGGAGUGGCUCGACACCAAGUUCUUACACUGGCCCUUCCACCGAUCACUCAACGAACUCAUCUGCAGGUAAGUGCUAUAGUGAGAAUUUUAAAACACUUGCUUUAUAUUAAGUAACUAACUUUUUCACUUCAUCUAGGAAAGCAUCCUUCUCUUAGCCAUUUUUCUUGAAGUUCCCAAAAAGAUACACAUGUUCUUUAUUUCUUUAUUACAGCGUAUUGUAAGCUCAGUUGUUGUUCAGUUUAUGCUCUAAGCCCAACCAGGACAUUUCCAACACAAAUAUUUUCCUAACAUGACGUUCGUUUGCCCAUACCAUUUCAUCUCGACGUAAAAAAUAAAAACAAAUACCAUUACCUAAAUCAAAAUAAAAGGAAGUAGAUAGAAGAGAAUUUACAGGAUUACUGUGGGGCUAGAUAUAAGUUUCAAAAGGGUAUGAAAUAAUAUUAGAGAUCAUAUCAGUCAAGGAAAUUAAACAUAAAAUAUUGGAUUGAAAGAGAUAGCGGAAUGAAACUAUUACAUAGCAAUAUUCGAAAGUAGUGAUGAAAGAUGUUUUAUAGUUGCUAAGAUUAAACACAAAUUAGUAUGCUUUUCUGUUGAGUAUUGUUUUUUAAUUCCCUCCAUUUUCAUUUUGCAGGCCAGUACGUGUUCAUUGAGACAUCAUCCCCACGUCAACCGGGUGAUAUUGCGUAUCUCAUCAGCCAGCCAUUUCAUCCAACCAACAGCACUGGUAGAUGCUUGAAGUUCUGGCAUCAUAUGAAAGGAGCAUCGAUUGGCACUUUGAAUGUCUAUAUUUACAGCGGUAGUUUCUCUUCCAUGUAUCUGCUUUGGCAGAGGAAAGGAAAUAAAGGAAACAAUUGGAUGCUUGGACAAACUCCGAUAAAAAGCAGUAUAGAGUAUCAGGUAAAGAUAUUAUGCCAUCAGUAACGGUUGUGACAUUGUUGUUCUUUUGUUUUGUUUUGUUUUGUUUGAGAGAUCUGAAUCCCUGUAUUGUUUCAACAAGACAGUCUCAUGAUGCCUCGUGAAGUGACAGACGACGCAUAUUGCUUUUCAGUCCGAACACGAGGCUAUCCAUUCCUGGAUUUCAUCAAUAAACAACAUCCUUGCGCAAUAACAAUUCAUGUGUGGUAUUUUAAAUAACUUUAUUGGGCAUUGCAUUGUAUAAAUUGUGACUAAUUCUUCGAUUGCAUCACACAAACAAGGCCCUGGGGGGCAAGGACACUGGGAUCAAUUGGGGUUUCUGGGUAACCGACCAACUACCCCUCCCCUGAGUCAACAUUAACUCUUACCUCUCACUUAGGGCAAAAUCGUGUUUUAGGGGAGGGGUAGGUGGGCAGUUAUCCAGAAACCUCAAUUGACCCGGACACUGUAUGUAUUUAUUUCUUUUUAUAGCUUUAUUUGGUUUUAAACAGGUUGUGUUUGAAGGAAUUCGUGGAAAUACCUACACUGGCGAUAUUGCCCUGGAUGAUAUAUCAUUUACUGCUGGUAUGGCGAACUGCAGUGUGCAACCGUCUGAUGCUCUGCCAGCUGGAAUGACUACCGUACGCCCUACUGCUUCAACUCCAUCUUCCUUUAGCCCAACCACUAUUCGUGAGUGGCAGUUUUUUGUUCUGAUAGUCCUCAUGACAUUGUUUUUGAAAUGUUUUAUAAAAAAAUUUUUGAUAAUUAAACUUACAUCAUCACAUUACGUAUACAUUACGUCAUCAGCUGGUGUCGCCUAAUCCCCAUGAAGCAUUCUCCCUUCAAAUCCUCUAAAGAUGGGUUGCAGAGAAGGCGAUAAUGUGGUUUCUCUAGGUGCUGCAUGUUGAUUAAAACACUCAAAGUCCAAGUUGCAUCAGGAAUGGAUUGUCUCUACCAGCUCUCUAGGAGGCAAUAUCGGCAAGGACCUGGCAGGCUGCAAAAAGGGAAAGGCUAAAUAAAAGAAUUAUCACGUUUGAAUCUUUCUAGAUGCCCUAACGUAGCACGCGGACCACCGCCAUAUUAUCUGAACUGCACUCCACAUGUUUAGUGGCCCAUAAGUUGCCCCGUAUACGUAAAUGGACUGAAAACACCACUAGGAACAAUUUUCAUAUGCGAUCGACAACAUUAAGGCUGCAGAGAGGAUGACUACUCACCAAAAUCAUCAUCAUCAUCAUCAUCAUUAACAUUAUCGGUCAACUGAGGAGCUGUCGACUCUAAGUCUUCUCCAACUGGCUCGGUCAUGGGCAGUUCACACGAUGUCAGCCUCGGCGAGAUGGUUGUUGUGGUCUAUCAAUUCCUGGAUUUGGGGGGGAAAGGUGUCCCCUGGGUCUUCUCGCUUUGGUGGGCUCAUACAACAUGUAGAUUUUUUCAGGUUCGUCUUUCUUCCUGCGCAACAUGAGUAGUUAGAUAAUUGUCAGGCUAGUGCCAGUAAGAUCUUAGGUUCUGUCAUUUGAGACUUUCUCCAGACGUUUGAUGUUCAACAUGAUUUUAUAGCAUGAGGUGACAAAAGCAUUUAGUUUCGCACCCAUCUCUUUGGUGAUUAUACACGUUUCGCAGCCAUGCAGUAGAAUGGAUAGACACGUUGUCCUAAAGAGUUACAGUUUCAGGUCCAAAGGUAUUGUCUGUGACACCAGAUCGUUUCGAGGCUUUAUAAUGAAGACUAUGCGAGCGCCAUCCAACGCUUGAUGUAGUUGACGCUACUAGUCACCAUGGAUUCUAGACAGCGUAAGUCGCUAACCUUCAUUAUUGUAGAUUACCUCAUAACCGAGUGUACCUGUGAGUCGGAUAGGGCCGGAAACUCUGUUAGGGUUAGCCACUGAAGCGAAGACAAAAAAAGAUCUAAAACCAUCCCAAGAAUGGAAAGAUUCUCACCAUUAACAUUGGUCUGGGCAGAAGUCAUAGUCAAGCAUGAUUGGGCAGUAAUCUUGCCCAAAGGCUGAAAAAACGAUUAACCAUAUUCAAACCGGGCGUUUUUGCUUCGUACGACUGGGGGUUGGGGGAGAGGACCCCGUACUGCCACCAAAAUUACACACAAUAAUUUACUUAUCAUUUUACAACUUCUUUGCACAACUUGAUUGAAUCAAUGACGCAAUAUGAAGUCAUACUGUUGAAUUUAUUUGCAGAAUCCAAAUUUCCCGCAAAGUAGACACAAAGUGAAAAAUUCUUAAAUAGUAAGGUCUCUGAUAAAAUCAAGGAAGUUGGCUAACUCAUAAAUGAUAGCAGUGAUGUCAUCACGACGUCAAUUGUUACAAAAUGGAAGUGGCAGCAUUCGCCAUCUUGGAUCCGCCAUUUGGAAUUAUUAAAAUGUAUUCCAUUUCACUUAAAACUCGCAUAGUUCGAGGUAUUUUAUACAUAAAAGUUAAUCCAAGUAUGAGUGAAAUGAACACCGUUGAAAAUUUAACUCAGUAACUGUCAUAUGGUCAUAUUAAACUCUAUUUUUUCUCUCUCAAACUAGUCACUAAAAAGCCUGGAUUUCAUUAAAAGUUACAAUAAGGUUGAUAAAAUAAUACGAAAUUAAGUUUCAUGGAAUAAUUCAAUCACUAAAAAAAGAAAUAAAACCUACUUUGAAGAGAAAAUGAAAAAUUUGAAAAACAUGGUUGUCAAAUUUCGGUAGUCAUGGUAACAUCAAUGUUGACGUACACGUCACGGCGACUUUAAAAUGUGCCGAGACAAAUUUUAGGAAAAGUCGCUAAAUGUGGUGGUCCUAGCUUGAACGAUUUAGAAGUUUUUCAAUUUUGAGGCGCCAUUGAUCAAAGGACUAGCGCUAUGUGCCGACAUUCCAGGAACAGUAGAAAUUGGCAGCACUGGCUAACUGUUUUCGAGCUUGUUCAGGGCAUUGUAAGGGUAUGGGUACAUAAGCGACCAGUCCACCACGUCUUGUUGUAAAAUUACCAAAAGAUUAACCUGCUAAGUAUGGAAGUGGCAGAUUCUCGAAGGUGAAAUUAUUUUGUCGAUAACCCAAAUUCCCGUCAACAAGCAUGCACAUGACGUUUAUGAAAGACACUCCAACGUUGCCGCCUGGAUUCACGACAACGCGCUGCCUAAGGCUUAAGACAAAGCGAGAACAAGUUACUGCUCAGAUAUUACAAAGGAGGGCGAGGUAGUUGCGAUAACUGGUAGAGUCAAUGACGUUCUACGCAUCCAAAUAGGAAGAAGCCGGGGAAGACAGCUGGCUAGAAUCCAACAUACAGGGUGAACUGUUGUCAGUCUAACAGCCCAACUGAAACUGUGAGACAUUUGAAGUAGAAAAUGAGAAUACUAGUGUUUAACGCUGAACGAGAGAGGAUGGCUUAAAAGAGCUUCAAGUUCAACACAACACUGUCACGCCAAAGGCUGCAACGCCCUUUGGCAGGACGAGCAACUGGAGUCCUGGCACAUGCACAGCUGCAAUUAGUGCUGACCGCAAGGGAAGACUGGUCCUGAAGACUGGUCCUCCUCGAUUUGUAUUAUACUUCAGUGCAUUAAUUCCGUUUUUCUUUUUUGAUAUCGUGGGAUGUUUUAACAUGGCAACAAAAUACAAAUAUUGUUUGUCAGGUGCAAUUGCGUAAUUAAUAAUUUCAUGGGACAGUCUAAGGAGCAUAACAAAAGCACUUAAAGCAGUACAUUUAUUGUUUGUUGAUGGAUAUUAAAAAUCAGGAGCAUUAACAUGGACUAAAACUAAUCAGCUGUGCAGAUUUUCUGCCUUUUCUGUUGGUAUCUUUCUAGAGGAUUAAAUAACAUAAUACUAGACAAUUCAUGAAGAGAAAAAAAUUUCUCUGCAGCAAGCGUGGGUUUUAACUGCACCUUCGAAAGCAGCCUCUGUAGUUGGACUCAAGGUAACACCGAUCAGUUUAACUGGACUCGGACAUCGGGAUCAACACCUUCAUCCUCAACUGGACCUUCUGUGGACCACACAACAGGCACUGGUAAGUGAUUGUUUUGAGUGCAUUUACUUUAUACAUGGAUCGAUACUUUACCAUUUUAGGUAGUAAUUCUACCUAAUAGAUAAGACAUUGACUGAGCUAUUUCACUUCUGUCUCCCUCUUUAAAAUGAGCACUGAAUCUAACUUAAAUUUUAUCUUUUAAAAGCCAUGUAUCCACUUGGAAGAAAGCAAAAGAAAGUAGCUAGCAGAAAUGUUAAGAGGCAAUGUCCCUAAAAGCGUUCCACUCGAUUUCAGACUCGAAAACACUUUUGCCUCAUAUUUAUAUCAUCAAUACCACUAUCCAUCCUUAUAACGAAAAUGCAGUUAGAAUGACGAAAUAGUUUAUUUUACUGCCAUUAUCAGCAUUUCAUCUCUGAACGACCGUUACCGGCUAAAAUAUGCAAAUUUUAGACGCUGUUAUUCAGGUUUUUCAAGGAUCGUUAAAAGCUACUGCGGGCCGUUAAAACCUAGACCAUUUGUACUCAUUUGGAAGUAUAUUGCUUCUUCUUACUGUUCCAAUACGAUUUAGCCGUAUUUCUCUGUAAUCAGCAAAAACAGGUUAUCGUUGUUCUAGUAAUUCAAUUAAGUAAGCAAACUGCACCAAAAUAUGCCUCAGAAAUUUCACAAAAUUCUUAAAAGUGGCACCUAACCGAGACUUAAAAACAUGUUUUAGUUAAAGAUAAAGAGGUAUUCUAUCAAUUUAUGCAAUAAAACUUGUGGCACAACGCGGUUCAGAAUUAAAGUUUUCGAUUCAAAUUUGCAUAUUGAUGCCGAAUUUUCAUUGCGUGACACAGGCUGCUUUGACAGAAAAAUUUCUCGUCCAGUUAUUCAAAUAUUUGCCACGUCUUCUAUUUUCCAACCAAAAACUAAUUUAUCUCUCUCUUCUUCCUUCUUCAAUGAUACCUGUUGUUCCAAAAUUCCGCAGGUGUACGUAAGAUGCAGUUUUAAGCUUGAUAAAAUACCCAGUUAUCCCACCAUUUGUGUUAAAGUGCAGUGUUCUUUAAAUUGUCAAGAUGCAGAUUUCAAAUUUCUUUUCAGAAACAAACCUCUUUUACUUUAAAAUGUGGUCCAGUGUGAAGCAGCUGCAUUACCCAGUAUUUGAUACGACUUUAUCUCCAUCACAUUUUAAAAAGAACGUAAGAUGUUAAAAAAGUAAAUCUCCCACAGCGUUAUUAAAUAUGCGCGAACAGGUCAGAAACUUUUGGACAAGAACUACAAGAACUGGAAUGCGGACCGCGAAUAAAUAGUUUUGCUUUAUUUAAUUAUCACUUAACAGGAGCACACAUCUUUAUCUAAUUUAAAGACCUUUCCUAAUGAAAUUUCAAUAAGAUGGUUUCGUCCUGUCGCUGUCUGUUUCUUCUAUUGAGAGUGGUCAGCUAUAUUGCACACGCUCCUUGGUCCACAGUCCGGGAUCCAACGCUACCCACUUACCCAGCCAGUUGGCAGCGAAGUUGGCACGCGCAAAUACUACAGCGCUGAUACCACAACUUCAACAUGAAUUUCGAAUCGUGCAGCUUUAGGCAAAUUAAGAAAAUAGCGUGUGGAAGUUCGCGCAAUUUGUCUCAAAUGGUUAAAGUAGAUGAAUGUCAGGACACAAUUACGACUCAGCUUGAAACCUGUCAUCUAUCAAAGUCUGGACUCAGUGAAGCGGAACUAAUACUGUCAAGGGCCGGUCAUUUUGACCUUACGAAAGAUCAAAUACAACAGAUGGUAAUUUGCCCACAACAUCGGCAUAAACUCGGAAAAUUUUGGCGGCCACCUCGUUCUUGCCAGUAUCCAUCGCAUAGUGGACCAAGAAAAAAACAUUGUAACGAAAGGCAUGUAAUUGGUUUGGAGACUGCGAAGAACAUACAGUCGGUUUUUAAAGUCACCGUGGGAAUAGGAUCACGUAAGAAUUAAAAAUACCACGUGACGAGGCGGCCAUGGUGGGGGUCAAAACAAAAGAAUAUUUCCUCGAAGAAUUUACAUGAAAAUAGAUUUUAGUUCCCAGAGGAGAGAAAUGCUUUUGUUCUUGACCACCAACAUGGCCGCCGUGACGUCACGUGCAAACCAGCAAUACCGUAAAAUUCCGAAAAUAAGCCCCGGGGAUUAUAUUUUUCAAAGACCGUUUUUGAGGGGCUUAUUUUUGGAGGGGCUUAUAUACGGAGGAAAAUUUGGGUGUCAAAAUCGAUUGGGCUAGCCAUAGAAGUACAUUUACCGUUUUUGCUUUGUUUUACUUUGUAUUUAAGGGCAAUUUUCCAAGUACAAGCCCCGGGGGGCUUAUAUUUGGCGGGGCUUAUUUUCGGAAUUUUACGGUAAUUUAAUUACUUAAUUCUUUAUCAAGAUGAGUGUUUUUCUUCUUUGAGAAGACAAAGGGAAAAGGGAAAAAUUUUUGAUGAUAAUGAUAAUGACGACGACGAUGAUGAUGACGAAGUACUGUAAUUGUUACUGUUGUCAUAAAAAUUGCAAGACCAUGAUGAACUCAGUAGUUCACUCAAUCUUUUCUAUUCAGCAAUAUGUGGGAAGUGUAGAAGCAAACAUAAGGAAGUGAUGGACAAAAGUAGGAAAUGGCUUAAGUUAGAUGCUGAUAAGGAAGAAGAAUGCGAUCCGCAUCACAGUGCUGCAGCUUACGGCUUAAGAAACAGGUAAACGAUCGCUGUUGGCGGCUAUCUACCUCUCCUUGUAGACGCCUCCAUUCUCCGUGUUGAUGAUGUAAAAAAUUGACCUCUGAACAAACUUCUUAAAGGUCUUGGGAUAUCUAAACACUUUUCUGAAAGAUCCGCAUUUGGCCCGUUCAGGACCAAAGGUACACACCGGGUUUACUAAAUUACGCGCUGCGGCAUAUAUCAUUCCGAUUUUGCGACUCAACUGCUGCGCUCAUUUGCGGAAUGCGAUUAUUUUGAGGGCGGCGUUUACUUAAAAAUCCUCAUAGAUUUAUAAAAAAAAUGGUUACUUUUGGCAGAAAAAAUGGGCUUGCUAACUUUCGCCGUUCCGAACUACAAAACAGUGCUAGGCACAAAAAUAAGUUUCCCACACUGUUUUAGGAAGAGUGUCAUGUUCGGAUUGGUGGGGGGUGGGGUGGGGUUUUAAAUAGAGGCAGCACUUCAUCAAGGGUGACGCAAUAUUGCGUCCAUAACAUAUGUCGGUUUACUUAAGAUGUCAUUUUCCAAAAGUGCCAAAAUGUUUUGUUUCCAACUCUUGGCGAACUGUAGUGCAGUGUUAACAAAACAAAUUUUAAAGACGCCUUUUAUUUUAUCAGGCUGCUAAAAGAAACUUUCGCGCCUGAGACACCACAAACGGACAGGCUUGCAGGCGCUAACUGGACGCCUGGAUGUUGGAGUGGGGUUGGUAGCGGUAGUUCGCAGGAAGACAUACAUACAGACGAAAUUCCUGAAGUAUCCGAUGACGUCGUUGCUGAUUUUAACGAGGGAAUGGCGAAAAUAGCUAGACAUUCAAAAAGGGAAGACCUCACGCCACUAACAUUCCAACUGUCCACGACAUGGGAGGAAGCAAUACCGGAUGAAAGAAAAACUUGCAUAGAGAAAGCAACGAAAGCAUGUGAAGUAAUCUGCAGUGUUAUAGCUCCGAAAGACGGCGAAAAACUUUUUCAAGCGAUACACCAGCCUACCGCGAACGAUCUUGAUGAACCAACAGAGGAUCUUAUUGCCUUGAUGUCCGCAUAUCGAGAUGCCAUGACAAAAAAUGUUAAGAUUCAAAUACUCAGCAUCUACGCUUAUCGGUAUACCAUGAAGCUGUUACAGAAAUUCCACGAGCCUUAUGAAAAGAUAAGUUUGAGACAAAUAAAAAGGGCGAGAUCGCAUGCAAGGAAACGAGGGCCGGGGUCAAAUGUCCCGAAAGUAUUCAGCCAUCGAGUACGUCUGGACACAAACAAAGUCGACCACUUUAUAGAUUUUGUAAACCGUCCUUAUUUCUACCAAGACGUCGCCUUUGGAACGCGAACACUGACCUUAGAUGGGGGAGGCAAAAUAACAAUGCCCAACGUAAUCCGGACCGUGACUAGAUCGACCAUGAUUAUGCAGUACCUUCAACAUUGCGAAGAAGAAUCAUUUGAACCGGCUAGCCGCUCAACCCUUUGUCGCAUUCUUGAAGUGAGAGAGGCUUCACAGCAGAAGUCUCUCAGUGGUCUGGACAACAUUGCAGCAGAAGGGGUCGCAUCUUUUGAGCGGCUGUUGAGUAUUCUAGAAGAGCUGAAUCAGGCUGGUGCCGAAAAAAGAAGAGUUACAGAACUGGCAAAGAAAUUGAACGAUGGGAAAAGAUACCUGAAGACGGAGUUUAAAGUGAACUGUUCAGCAGAGGAGAGUGAGUGCGCAGACCACUGCAGAAAAUUUGCGUUAAGCGAUCCAGUUGAUCCAUGCUUCAACCAUCAGUGCUCACACUCACACAAUAUGGUGUGUGAACAAUGCGAACAAUUGAAGGCAACGUUAGACGAGAUGGAAGAAAGUAUAAAGAAACACUCCAGCCAUCUUUACAGCCAAGAACAAAAGCAUGAUCUUCUUUACGAUUUUGAAAGAUCUAAGAACUGCAUUUUUCUUUGGAAAUCUCAUGCCUUACGCUCUGUCAACCAAGAAUCUGCUAAACAAGAAGCCCUCCAAAGUCUUGACAGUCAGUCAGUCCUUGUUGUUAUUGACUGGGCGAUGAAAUUUCUUCAAAUGAAAUACAGAGAAAAACAAAGUGAAUGGUUUGCUAAAAGAGGCCUUAGCUGGCAUAUAAGCAGUGUGAUCUCAAAAGACCAAGAAACGCAGAAAGCUAAGGUCCUAUCGUAUGCCCAUUUAUUAGAUUCGUGUUGUCAAGAUUGGUAUGCGGUGGUAUCUAUUUUAGAAAACCUUUUUCAAAACAUCAAAAUAAAUUUUCCAAAUGUUAAGCAUGCAUUUCUACGUUCUGACGAGGCUGGCUGCUACCAUUGCAAUCACCUAAUAGCAGCAGUCAAAGAUAUUGGAGAUCGAGUGGGAAUUACAGUUGCACGUUAUGAUUUUUCAGAACCCCAGCAAGGAAAGGAUGUUUGUGACAGGGUGCUUUGUCCCAUGAAAGCAGCCAUAAGAAAGUAUUGCGCGGAAGGCCAUGACAUCAUGAACGUAGGAGCAAUGCACGAGGCCCUUAAGGAACGGCCUGUCAAAGGAACGACAGCGGCUGUAUCCAUUUUGGAUGAGUCAUCCAAAAUUCUUGAGGUUCAGAAGAUAAAACAAUUUAGUGAGUUACACAACUUUAGAUACGAAGAGAGUGGGAUAAGAGUGUGGAAAGCUUACGCUGUUGGGGUCGGCAAGCUUAUCCCUUGGCAAUCUUUGUACAUACGGCACCAGGGCUGCACAAAUAUAUCAUUAAUGGAGGGAAAAGGAUUCUUCACCAACACAGAAAUAAGAGACCUUCAUCGCCCAAGAAAGUGUCAAGCAAGGAAAGACAACGUUGAAAUUGAUGAUCAGCCAUCGAUGUUUGUGUGCCCUGAAGAAGGCUGUAAUUGCACUUUUGACUCUUUCUCCGAACUUGAGUUGCAUACAGACGUAGGAAUACAUGAUAACAGGAAGUCGGAAAGUCUUUAUGAUAAAGUACGGAAAAACUGGGCUGAAAAAUUUUCUUCUAUUGAGAACCAGAAGUUAACAAGCAACAAAUCCGCCACUGGUCUGACUGUUAACAGCACAAAUUCUCGUCUAAGUAUCGGAUGGGCUCUUAACAAAGGUAGAACUGGCGGAGUUCGUUUUUCUGAGAACGUGAGACGGUACCUUACAACAAGGUUUGAAAUGGGAGAAAGAACGGGCAAAAAAGCCAAUCCAGAAGAGAUCGAACGUCAAAUGCGCAACGCCAGAAAUGAACGGAAUGAAAGAUUGUUUCAAAGAGAGGAGUGGCUCACCAAGACUCAAAUAAUGGGGUUUUUUUCACGCCUCGCUUCACGGCAGAGAACUCGCGGUCAGGAUGCUAUAUCAAAGGAACAGACAUUUGAUAUUACAGCAGAUGAGAAUGACGACAUCGACGCCCUCAUUGGAGACUCUGAUCGCAACAAUUUGCUUGACGAUAUUCAAAGCAGAAUUGGACUAGAGCAUCCGAUAGUAUAUGACACAUAUGAUCUUUGCGCCUAUCACAAGGAAGGAAAGCUACAGGCCUUCAAUGUUGCAAUGCUCAAGACUAUUCUUCGGCACUUUGAAGUACCUUUCCGAGCAAAAGAUAGAAAGGCAGACCUUAUUAGGUUGUUAACGGAGGUUAUCCAAGAAUGCAACUGCUGAAUAGAGUCUACUGUCCCUUUUAUCAGACAAAAGGGACAACAAUAUUUCUUCUUGUAACUGAAUCAAUUAAGCUUUUAUUGUGCAAGUCUUAGUUAAUUUUUUUUUUUCCGAAAAUUCUUUGGCAUGUUGAGUUUUUUCGUAUUUGUUAUGUGACUUUUACCCGAUGACACGAAACGGAGACGCUUAAUUCGAUAAAAUAUUUAAAUAAUCUAAUUGUUUUCUUAUAAACCCGCCAAUCGAACACUGUCGAGCUCACUUAACUCACUGUCCAUCACGGAAUAACCAAAGUUCGAGAAAUCAAAAUUCCAACUAGAAUUCAAGGCUCGAUCUUCAACUGUCCAGUCUGUCUCGGAAUUCCCAGAAGAGAAAGCACAUAGAAUAACAAACCAAAUACAGACUGAAAUAUGACCAUUAUGACUGAUGCUAGAAUUUUCAUAUAUCGAACUUAAGCUACUGACAACGUGUAGCACGGCCUAUUAUAUUUGCGAUUAGUGGUUGGUUGAUUCAUCAUGCCUUAAUAAUGUACUAUAUGACCUACUAUUACUAAAGUUGCUUAAGUUAAGGUAUCUAGACAUUGACUGUACACAUUCCACCGUUUUCAAGCAAAAAUAGCAAUCAGUUUAGUCGUGAUGGGAAUUCAUAGACAUGUAAUUAAAAUGUGGACUAGACGUGAAUAGACACCCUAUUCUGGUUUUCGAUUCCUCGGCUUUUGGAGUCCAAUCCCCAUUUUGACAAGUUAUCUUUAAGGACUACCGUGUACUCUCGUCCCAUACAGCGUAAAGGUCAAUUCGUGAAGGACUUGCCCGCUGUAAAAUGUUAAUACUUAAUUUUACCGGUAAAAAAAAUGUUCCCUAAAAACGCAACUGUUGUAUGCCGAAUAAAGCACUUUUGGAAGGGCGAGACUAACAAAGGUUAGUGGCAAAGGUAAGUAAACUUAAUGGUUUACACUUCCGUUCAGUUUUCCUGUAAAUAAAGUACAAAAAAAGUUGCUUAAUGGCAUUUUUUAUUAUUUUUAAGCUUAAUAAUAUCAAUAAUUAUAACAAAAUAUUACAACAAGCAAAUGCGAUGACCUUUCUAAAGUCUCGCCUGUGACUAUGCUUCCAAUGAAAGCGUUAAAACGAUUUAUUUAGUAAAUAAAAAUUAAGGUUUGGCUGCUGAACUUUUAGGAAUAAUUAUAUUUCUGAAGAUCUAUUUAUUGAAAAAGGAAGAAGAGGAAGAAAAAUAAUUUUUUGCGGUUAAAAAAACAUAUUUUACUUCCGAGCGGCAAGUAUUUGGAGAAAUUUCCCGUCGAAGCAGCCGGUGUCACGCAACGCGAAUUCUGCAUCAAUAUGUAAAUUUGAGUCGAAACCUUCAAGUCUGAAUCGCGUUGUGCCACAAGUUUUAUUGCAUAAAUUGAUAGAAUACCUCUUCAUCUUUAACUAAAACAUGUUUUUAGGUCUAGGUUAGGUGCCACUUUUAAGAAUUUUGUGAAAUUUCUGAAGCAUAUUUUGGUGCAGUUUGCUUACUUAAUUGAAUUACGAGAAUAACGAUAACCUGUUUUUGCUGAUUACAGAGAAAUACGGCUAAAUCGUAUUGGAACAGUAAGAAGAAGCAAUAUACUUCCAAAUGAGUACAAAUGGUCUAGGUUUUAACGGCCCGCAGUAGCUUUUAACGAUCGUUAAAAACCUGAAUAACAGCGUCUAAAAUUUGCAUAUUUUAGCCGGUAACGGUCGUUCAGAGAUGAAAUGCUGAUAAUGGCAGUAAAAUAAACUAUUUCGUCAUUCUAACUGCAUUUUCGUUAUAAGGAUGGAUAGUGGUAUUGAUGACAUAAAUAUGAGCCAAAAGAGUUUUGGAGUCUGAAAUCGAGUGGAACGCUUUUAGGGACAUUGCCUCUUAAUAACAACUCUAGGUGCCGAUCAGGGAGGUGUUCAUUAUAGAGAUCUCUAAGUUAUGAUUUAUUUGCUGUGUACCUUGACCCGUUGAACAAUCCUUGUUAAAGGUUUAAAUAAAGAACGUAUUGCCUUUCGCUGUUCUCAUGUCGUAAAAACGAUAUUGCCCUGUAUGCAAUGGAUAACGCAACUGGUUUUCCUAAUACUUCUCCACUGGAUAGUGAUUUAUCAGUGAGUACAAUACACCCUUAUUGAUGCCUUUUACUCUAAUGUGAAGUUACUCGUUUUCUACUUUAUCCCUCCCAUACUCAAAGUUGAUUCUGCAUGGGGCUGUGCUCAGGGUAAGGUUUCAAAAAUAGUUGACCCUCAAAGUUGUUUCAAUCGUGUGAAAAGCACAAUACUUGCUGCUUUAUUUUUGUCAAGGUUUCAUUUGUUGGGGAAAAUGGGGACUUGAAAAUAAGGAACGUUCAAGAGCUUAAUUCAAGUCCUGGCAGAGCAUUUGAUCCAGGACUGUCAAAUUCAUGAAGAAUAUUCAAAAACCUCUUGGGUUAGCACUAUAUUUUAACUGUACUGUCUUCGCUAUAACAGUCUGUCACAUUUAUAUUAUUUUUGCGAUCUACGAAACGCGAUCUUUUGCGAUCUUAAGAAACGUCACCACCUGAUCGAAGUGGAAUACCACAAUGUUAACAAACCAGUUUGACGGUUCAUUAUCAACUUUAAAGCUCUAACUACAUUCUGUUGUACACUUUCAGCAAGUGGAUGGUAUAUAUACAUAGAGUCAUCUUUCCCAAGAAAGCCAAAUGACACAGCGAAGCUUAUAAGUUCAGUUGUCCCCGGCACAACUGCUUAUGGUGGAAAGUGUUUGUCGUUUUGGUAUCACAUGUAUGGAACACACAUCAGUACUCUUAGUGUCUAUUUAAGAAGUGGUUCCCAUGACACCCUUCUGUGGUCAAAGGCAGGAACGCAUGGAGACAAGUGGCUUCAGGCAGUAGUCACAGUCAAUAGCAGGACUCGUUUUCAGGUAAGACUUGCAAUUUUUGGCAAGAAAAAAAAGUCAUUUACACGGACUUGCAGUGUCAACGAAUAGGCCAUGAAAACAGAGAAAGAGAAUUCAUGAUAUGCAUGUACAAUUCAGCCACCGUCCACUAACCGUCACCCCCUGACGUCACAGAUUUUCGCAGAUUUUUUUUCUUUCGCGUUAUCAGGCUUUCGGGGGCAAACAGAUUAGUUUACCUCACGCGCUGUACUGGAAGAACUGAAGCUUUCUUAAAAAUUAAUUUUUUUUUUCUGUUCAGGUUGUAUUUGAGGGAGUUCGUGGUUCGAGCUUUCGAGGUGAUAUAGCAAUCGAUGACAUCGUUAUUAAAAAUGGUUUCUGCCCAGCCUUGAAAGCUUGCUCAUUUGAAGAUGUUCAAAUGUGCGGAUGGACAAAUGAAAAGAGGUAAAUUGAUUAAUGUUGUUUGUGUUAGCCUGCGGUAUUGUUUAAGAGUAUUAUUUAAGCCUCGAACCAAUAGUUUUUGCUACAAAAUAAAAAUUUGAUAGCAAAACUGAGCAGAAACGUUGACAAAGCUAAUAAAAGGAGUAGCUGGGUAUCUUUGUAUUUUCUAAUUCGAAAGGCCAGCAAACAACACCAUUAAAAGAAAACCACUAAAAUAGCAGGAACUCACUUGCUUUUGGUCCAUCCUAUAGAGGUGUCCGCUCAGGGAAAUUUGACGUCUUUUUUUUUCAAUUAUACUUUGGUUUUAAACCUGGUGUCCGUUUAAUUUCUUGAUAAUGUUUUAGUGCUGACGAAUUUGAUUGGACACGCCAGAGUGGCUCGACAUCAAGUUCUGGCACUGGCCCUACAAAUGAUCACACCUAUGGAACAGCGAAAGGUUAUUACAUGUAUAUUGAAACCUCUUCUCCAAGAAGGCCAGGAGACAAGGCAAUGCUGUCGAGCCCAAAAUAUUCAUCAACAAGAGGAAAAUGCCUUCAGUUCUGGUACCACAUGUAUGGAAGCCACAUAGGGACCCUAAAUGUUCAGAUAAAGCGCAUGGUUCGAGGAAAACCUACAUACAUUUUGAUGUGGUCUAAAUCAGGCGAUAAUGGAAAUCGCUGGUGGAUUGCUCAGGUACACAAAGAAAUUUUUAAUGAAAGUUAAAGACAACUACAGGAAUGAUUUUGUCACAGAGGUGCGUACUUCCAUCAUAAGAGCAAUUAAAAUAGCAGUUGUUUCUGAAAAAGAAACCUAGAAACGGGAAGAAGUUCACUUUUUCUUUCAACAGUCAAAGACACUAUAACACAAUUAAAACAUGAAAGGCAUUAGUAAGAGACAGGUAUUGUUGUGGCUAUAAACAUGUCUUACUCUGCUCAGGAGGAAAAUUACAUGAAUAUAAUUAGAUCAGUAAUCAAGAAAGCAUUCGUAUUAGGGAACCUUGUUCUACGACCAGAAACAGGUUACAAAAACUUGGGUGGUUUUAGUUUGCUCUUUAACCAUUUUAGGGUAAGGUCGUCAUCAUUGAUGAACUUGCAUUGUCAGGUUUCCCAUGCCACAUUUCAUUUUUAUUUCAAAAUAAAGAUUCAAAGGCUUCAAAUUGCUAUAAACUUCAGUUGGUGCUAGAACCUCCUUGAAGUUCUUUGUGCUGGCAAAAUUAUUGCAGCACAAAAUCUUAAAACAGAAUCUAACGGGAAUAUCAUUGCCUCGAUUUUGCACAGCCUGGAGUCCUUGAAUUGUCCUUGAAAUUGGAAUUCCUUGAAAUGUCAGUAGGGGGGUAUGGGCUUAUACAGGUAACUUUUAGGGCGUGAAACGUUUUUGUCCGAGCAGAGUGUGGACCCGAGGGUGAGUGGGCUGAGGGGCAAUUGGACCCGACGGAGUCGGUUCGUGGGAUCGCGUUCAAGCGAUCAAGAAACGAGCGUGGCGCGUGGAAAUUCGUGUUAAUGUGUGAGUUAAGCCCCAUUUAUACGACAAUCAUUUUGGGGUCGUCACUCCUAAAUUUUGGCACGCGGGCCGUAAAUCUAGGGCACGGCCUGCGUCAUUUACACGACAAAAAUGAGUUCGAUUUGUUUCAAUGUUUAUUUCGGGAAGGUACCCCUGAAAGGAAAAGCACUCUUAAAAUAUUGAGCCAUCAGGCAUUUUUACAGCAGUUCCCGAGGCCUUGACAUAAAAUUCUGGCCAAACGUCACCCGCACUAGGCGAUCAGCAAAGGAUCAGGAUAAUAUUUCGCAGGUUGUACAAAACAUUGAAGUCGUAGUAGUAAAAAAAAAAUAGCGGAUACACGAAUACAAAAAGCAAUUUUAUGGGUUUUAAGCUCACGAAGAAGAAAACGAAACGAAGGAAACGAAACUAGGUCACCAUCUGAACAACUUUUUAAGGUACUUAAACGCCGACAGUACGGCUUUUUGCAGGCUUUUUUUAGCUCCUCCUUGACUGAGAGACCUUUGGACACAUCCUUGCUCUUUUGCAUGGUUUGACAUGGUUGAAGCAAGAUUUACUUAUGGUAGUAAUAUAAAACUUCAGAAAAACCCGUGUAACUUUUGAAUAUAUUUUGCAGGAGAUUUCCGAAGAUAUUGCUCGUCCGGAUACACCGAUGCGAAAGGCCGUUACUCUAAAUCGUCGACUAGCGAUAAAAUUGUAUUAUCUCGCUUUCGCAUCCGAAUAUAGAACUAUUGCAAAACUUGUUUAUUUGGGUGUCUACGUCGUUUGUGUGUACUUGUGGCAAGGAUGUUUUUGAAGCUAUAACGAGAAGAAGGGCGUAAGUGAUUUCACAUCGGUGACGGAAUGCCCCGCAAAAUCUCUUUUCGGCCCGCGGGCCACUUUUUAGGCGGGACAGGACGACCUCGAAUUGGCUGCUUUUUUUAGAGCUUGCACAAUUUACAUUCCUGUUUCCAAUCUGGUAUUGAGCAUUCGCUUCCCCACUUUGUUCGCUGUUUUCUUUAUAAAAAGGUGAUGCUGUGCGAAACAGUGAGCGGAACAUGCCACCUACGCCAUUACCCCCUUGACCAUAAGGAUGCGUUCCCCCAUAGACACUCCAUCGCUUCAUUGUAUAAAGGGUAUGACUUGCUGAUGAUAGGGGUAAAAUUCGUGGUUCGUAGGCAACAGCAUGUUAAAGAAUUGCACGGCGUCGAAAAUGCAAUUUGACGCGAUUGAUACUUGAUGUAAAUGAUAAUAAUAAUAAUAAUAAUAAUAUUUAAUACUUAUAUUGCGAUUUUUCGAUAAAAAUAUACUCAAAAGCGCAUUACAAUAUUAUUAAUAACUAAAUUAAAAACCAGUAAAUUACCCGGUAAAAUUACAAUAUUUAAAAAUAAAUAAAUAAAUAAAUAAAUAAUCUAACUAAAAGCCUUCUUAAAUAAAUAUGUUUUAACAGAGCGUUUAAAAGAGUCGAUUGAUGUUUCCUGUCUUAUUGGCAGAGGAAGACUGUUCCAUAAAAAGGGGGCAGCCAUCGAUAACGCGCGAUCUCCCAAAGUCUUCUUCGUUCUUAGCCGAGGUCUUUCUAACAGUAUACCAUUAUUGUUACGGCGUAGUUGGUAACGAUGGAUACUCUAGCAGGCAACAUAAAAUUUUAGCCAUUUCAAAAAACGCCUGGUAUUAAUAGUGAAUGGGCUGUAAGUGCCCGGGCCAGAAAAUACUAGUAUUGAUCAGACAUUUUUUUUUUACGCUAAACUCUUAAAGGGAUGAAUAUUGUUAUAUCAAAGUUUCUUCUUCGACACUAGUUCUCGCUGCUUGAUGUCACUCACUCUUCUUGCAGGUCACAAUAACAUCAAGUUCUGACUACUGGCUGGUAUUUGAAGGAAUACGAGGGUCUGGUUAUCGUGGUGACAUAGCGAUAGACGAUGUAGAGUUACUGGAUAAUGCAUGCCCACCUCCAGGUGGUUGUAACUUCGAGGCAGGCAUGUGUACUUGGCUCAAUGUGCCUAAUAAUGAUGAUUUUGACUGGCUUCGCAGGAGUGGCUCCACACCAAGUUCUUACACUGGCCCUUCCACCGAUCACACAACAAACUCAUUUGGAGGUAAGUAAUAGAGUGAGAAUUAUUCUUAAAACAGUUGCUCUACAUGUAGUAAGCAAUCUUUGUCAUUUAAUCUGAGAAGGAUUACUUUCUUUGGCUUCUAAGAAUUUUAAUUCAUUCAAAGAUUUUCAAUCUGACCAAAUACAGACAAGCUCUCCUAAAUUAUUGACUGCUUAUUAAGCAUGCAGGAAUUCCGAUUUGAAUUUGACGCUAGUUACGGAGACGACUAACGGAUUUAUUUUUCAAAUAAUCAAUUCAUUAAUAGAAUCUUGGGAGGUACGCUAGACAAGUUUUGGCUGUAAGGCAAAUACUCCUAAGAUGACAUUUCUUUGUGUUAAACAUUUUCAUUUUCCGGCAGUUGUUGUUUUCAAUGCUUUAAUGUCAGCUGUGUCCCUUGAGUUGCACUGUAAGUGAGACCGCGUUUUUUCAUCCAUUGAUUAUUUCACUAUAUCAGCUUCACUGGAGAAACAAAGCAACUCGGAAACAAAAUAUAUGCCAUAACAAGAGUUAAAAAGGUUACGAAAUAUCAAUAUUGACCGUAAAAAGAACGAAAAUAACUACAUACAUCAGAAGGAGAAAGCAGACGGAUACCAACGAGGUCUUAUAGCUGUUAAAAUUAAACACAGCUAAACACUGCCGAUUUAGCUGAAGCUGAGGCCACUGGAUUAGUACCUUCUCCUUAUGUGUACGUUUUUAUUCCCCCCAAUUUUCAUUUUGCAGGCAGCUAUGUGUUCAUUGAGACGUCAUUCCCACGUAAAGUGGGUGACAAAGCGUAUCUCAUCAGCCAGACAUUUGAUCCAACCAACAGCACUGGUAUAUGCUUGAAGUUCUGGCAUCAUAUGAAAGGAGCAUCCAUUGGCACUUUGAAUGUCUAUAUUUACACCGGUAAUUUCUCUUCAAUGUCUCUGCUUUGGCAGAGAAAGGGGAAUAAAGGAAAUAAUUGGAUGCUUGGGCAAACUCCAAUAAGAAGCAUUGUAAAGUACCAGGUAAAGACAAUAUGCCUUCAGGUCUUCUAUGCUGUUUUUUGUUUAUUAGUCAUCCAGUAUCCAUAUCAAAGAUGGCAUCAAAUUAAGAAUGGAUUACGCAGAAUUCGUUGUGGACGUUAACAUAAUAGCAGCUUUGAACACCUACAUUGUUUUAACCAGAUCUUCACAUUAUUGUCUGUUUUAACAAACAGAUUCCAUGUUGCUGUGCUUCGGUUCUGUAUUAGAUCACAGAUGUCGUCUAAUUGUGGUAAAAACAAAGAAGUGGCACAUGAGCUGCAGGCGAGUGUGUCACUGAUGUUUCACCACGUUUUGACGUCUUCUGUGAUCUAUUAAUGACCAGGCUCAUGGCAACAUGGAAUCUAUUAGUAUUGUACAGUGAAGAGAGAGGAAAAAGCUACAUAUAUAUAUACCUGCCUCGUACCACUUGACUGUUCGAGGUUCGAUUUGUGCCGCUUUACAAGUUACAAAAGCUACUUUUCGUCCCUCCCUCUUCUUUUCUUCUUUAUCUUACUUACAUACAGUUUAUCCGAAAGGUUUUUCAACGCCUUUUGCCGAAAGCAGAAUAAUCGCGAAAACGUUUCCAAAUUUACAAUGACAAGCUAUGGCAAAUUUUAUAAAGAAUUCUUCCAAAUGCGGCAUUUCCAAGUCGUUAAGAACUUUUAUUGUCUCGGUUUCUCCGCUUUUCUUAUUUAUAGACAGCUUACGCUAAACUUUUUUUCGUGGCCUUCACUUGCUAAAUCCGAAAAUAUCUUUCAACCUCUUUCAAAACCGCGUCAUAUUGAACACAACAAAGAAAACAAGUUGCCGUGCGUUAUACAUGUAUCUGUUUGUUUAACAAAAAGAUUCCAUGAUUCCGUGCGUCUCUUGUGUAAUACAGUAGAUCACAGAUGUCGUCAAAUGAUAGUAAAAACCAAACAGUGGCACACGAGCCGCGGGUGUGUCACCCAUAUUUUUUUUCCCACGCAUGUUAUGACGUCUUCUGUGAUCUAUUACUGACCAGACCCACGGCAACAAGGAAUCUAUUCGUUUUAUACAAUGAACAGAAAGGAAAAAACAACGUGCUAAAUUCGCACCGCUUGACUGUUAAGUUGGAGGAUUUUUUCCCCAGUUUAGGCAUUUCCAAGUCACCAACGCUUUUCAGAUAUUUUCGGUUUCUUUAUACUACUUGUAGACAGUUUCUUUCAAAAGGUUUCUAAGACCUCUAUUUGCUGAAAGCAAUCGCAAAAACAUUUUCAAAACUGCAAGUCUCUCGUAGCGAUGAUAAAUGAUUGCAACUGUUGAGGAAAUUUCGACCACUUUAGUCAUUUUCAAAUCGUCAAGAACUCUUUCGGUCCUUGUUCUCCGUUUUUCCGAAAUAAUCUCGCAAACAUUUUUUAAAACCGCGCGCCAUUAUGGAUGAAACAAAGAAAACGGGUCUUCUUUCACGUGUACUCUAUACCUAAUAGAUCGAAUGAAACACCAAUCAGAGCGCUCGGAGUAUUCACCACAUUGUAUAAACUCUAAUAGAUCAUGGGCAACGACCCAUCACAGCGCAUGUAGCACUGACUAAAUUGUAUAAAAAAGUGAUUGAUGAAGUAUAUCGCCUCAAUGAGCCCGGACAUGAUGCUAUGCGUUUCUUUGAUUCCAUCACAAAAACAAGGUCCUAGGACAAGACACUCUAUGUAUUAAUUUCUUUUUAUAGAUGUGUUUGGUUUUAAACAGGUUGUGUUUGAAGGAAUUCGUGGAAAUAGCCAUACUGGAGACAUUGCCCUGGAUGACAUAUCAUUCACUGUUGGUGCAGGUAGUUGCACUCUUCAACCGUAUGAUGCUCUACCACCUGGAAUGACAACUGUAGCUCCUACAACUUCAACUCCAACUACUAUUGGUAAGUCGCUUUUCUCGGUUUUACUUAUGUUGACGAAAUGAUAUUGUUUUUGAUAUUUUCUAAAAAGGAAGCUGGGCUGGCCAGCCGAAAUAUCGUUUGGAAACUUUUAAGCACGCUUUCUAUUUCUGUUUAUUGAAUGUUGUUAAAACAAUUUGCCAUAUUUAUCAGACUUUGAUUGAUUGAUUUAUUUAUGAAUGAAUGAAUGAACGAAAAAUUUACCAUACAUAGAACUAAUCUCUCCCAAAUACGAAGGCACCCAAUAAAGUGAAGGAUAAAUCAGUAACCGACAUACCGGGUGGACAGUUUUCUGACUACACCGGAAAGGAUGCUGUCCACUGAAGUACGCAUGUAUAGCAAGUAUGCCUCACAAGACAAGCAGCCCGUAGUCUUAACGACAUGUCUUGGCUGAAGGCCUCUACUUGCACUACUAGCAGCUGAAAUCACCAAUCCAAUUCUUAAACUGAUACCAUGGGAUAUUUUUACAAGACAACAAGAGCUGUGGUCACAAUACGGACUUUUACCUAGGUAAAACCGAUUUCCCUAGGGCAAUUUCAUCAAAAAUCUCCCGAGAUAAAUUUAGCUCGGGUUUUGUUUUACCUGGGUAAAAAAUUCUGGGAAGGUCACACUACCGGCUCCCAAGGCUUUUACGCGUAGACAAAUUCUGGAGCGUAAAUUCAAGAAGAGAAGAUGUGCAGGGAUCUAGCCGAUCAAAGAGACGUUUUUUUCCUUUAUCUCGCUGUUAUUUCUUACGCCAAUUCAACGUGCAAGGUGAAGACAGGCGAAGACUCGUGCCCCAAAAAUUUCUUUCACCGCGUGAGCUAUGUCCGGUUCUGUCAUCAAGACCUUCGCCGAUGAUCGUCUAUUGGCUAGCAACCUAGGGGAUUUCAUUUUCCCCUAGCUAUCGCUUUGGGGUAGCUUUCAGCGGAAACUCUAUUGUUCUCGAGAUAUAUCCAAGCCCCAGACGAUAAAAUUUCCCCGAGGUAAAUUACCUAGGGAAAAUCGGUCACACUUAAAAAAUCAAGUUUCCCUAGGUAAACUGUCAACAAGUCCAGUUUAUCUGCGUAAAAAAUCUGUACUGUAACCACAGCUAAUAUAUAACUAUUGCUUCUCAGAUGCAAUUAUGUAAUGACUAAUUUUAGGGGAAUAGUCUAGGGGGGAGUCAGGAAAAUUUAAAAUGCUCUAAAAUGUAACAGAUGAUCAACUUUUCUGCCCACUCAGUAUCUUUCUGGAUGAUUACAAUUCAUGAAGAUAAAAAAAAUUUCUCUAUAGCAAGUGUGGGUUUUAACUGCACAUUCGAAAGAAAUCUCUGUAGCUGGACUCAAGACAACACCGAUCAGUUUGAUUGGACUCGGACAUCGGGCUCAACACCUUCAUCCUCAACUGGACCUUCUGUGGACCACACAACAGGCACUGGUAAGUGAUUGUUUUCAAUGCAUUUACUUUAUAGAUAGGUCGGUACUUUUAUUACCUUAAAGGCAGUAAAAAAGGCAACAUUUUUUUUGCACAGCAUACAUUGCCUUUUGUUUCCCUCUGUAAGGUCACCUUUUAAUAGCGAGGUUUCCACCUGAAAAAAAAAAAUAAUAAUAAAAAUAAAGAAAACAGCUGAAGAAAUGUUAGAAACAGCUACAAGUGUGGGGAGGUGUCCAAUUUCCAGAGAUCUCUAAGUUAUGUUAUAUUUGCUGUGUACCCUGACCUCUUGUAGCAAUCCUUCUUCAGGGUUUUUUUUUUUAAUAAAAUCUUGAUACCUUUCACUCUUCUCUUGUGCUACAUUUGUGAGUAAAAUUACUUGUACAUGUAAAAAGAUACAUGAGUACAAUUUAGUCCCUUAUUGAUGCGUUUCCGUUUAAUGUAAGGUUGCUAGCUAGUUUUCUGAUCUUUUCUUCCCAUACUCAAAGUUGAUUCUGCAGUAGCUGGCUCCCAAAGUUGUUUCAAUCGUGUGAAAGGGACGAUAUAUGUUGAGGUUUAUUUUUGUCCAGGUUUAAAUUGUUAGGAGAAAUAAGGACUUGAAAACUUUACUUCUUUUUCUUCUUCCAUGAAACCACACCUCCUUCCUUCUACAGGGACGUUCAAGAGCUUAAUUCAAAUCCUUAAUUCAUGAUAGUUGAAAUAAGAACCUAUUGCUUAGCACUGUAUUUUAACUGUACUGUCUUUGCUAUAACAGUCUGUCACAUUUAUAAUUUAUAGAUAUUUUUUGUUGUCCACGCUUUUAACUUUAAGAAACGACAGCACCUUAUCAGAAUGGUAUACCACUAUGAUAACCAAAUUCUUUUACGGUGCUGGAUGAUCUUUAUUGCUCUAACAACAUUCUGUUUUACACUUUCAGCAAAUGGAUCGUACAUAUACAUUGAGUCAUCUUUCCCAAGAAAGCCAAAUGACACAGCGAAGCUUAUAAGUUCAAUUGUCCCCGGCACAACUGCUUAUGGUGGAAAGUGUUUGUCGUUUUGGUAUCACAUGUAUGGUGCACACAUCAGUACUCUUAGUGUGUAUCUAAGGAAUGGUUCUCAUGACACCCUCCUGUGGUCAAAGGCAGGGACUCAUGGAAAUAAGUGGCUUGAGGCAGUAGUUACAGUUAAUAGCAGCACUAAUUUUCAGGUAAAACUUGCAAUUUUCAAUUUUUGGCAAAAAAAAUAAACAACAAAUAAUAAUAAAAUGAGUCAAGUUUCUAAUUGAAAUAGUUUCAUUUACACGGACUUGCAGUGCUAUGGAAUUGGCCAUGUUAUAUUAAACGUCUAGUGACCUGUGCCGAAGAAAACAGAGAAAACGGAGUCAUAAUAUUCAUGCAUUAAUCAAUAGUUGACCUCGUCACUUUGACAGUGGACUAUCGUCACCGUCACCUCACUCUGACGUCAGAGAUUUUCUUUUGUUGCCCGUGCUGAGGCUUUUGGUAGCAAGCAAAUUAGUUUUUAGAUGUCACAUGACCUUACACGCUGUUCUGGAAAAAUCGAAGCUUUCUUAAAGAAUACUGUUUAUUUUCCCUUCAGGUUGUAUUUGAAGGAGUUCGUGGUAGGAGCUUUCGAGGUGAUAUAGCAAUUGAUGACAUCGUUAUUAAAAAUGGUUUCUGCCAAGCCUUGAAAGCUUGCUCAUUUGAAGAUGUUCAAAUGUGCGGAUGGACAAAUGAAAAAAGGUUAAUUGAUAAAUGUUGUUUGUGCUAGCUUGGGGUACUGUUUAAGGGUAUUAUUUAAUAUUAUCGCGCAAGCUCCGAACCAGUAGUUUUUGAUACAAAAGUGAAAUUCUUUAGCAAAAAUGAACAGAUUGCUGAAUUGCUAUCCAGACUGAUGAAAGGAGUAGCUGGAUGCUUUGAAAGGCCAGCAAACAAAACUAUUAGCAGAAAGCGACUAAAAUGGCGUAGGAACUUACUUAGUUUUGGUCUGUGUUAUAAAGAUGUCCGUUUAUGGCUAAAUUUCUUACUUUCCUUUUAAACCUUGUAUCCGCUCUUGUUAAUGUUUUAGUGCUGAUGACUUUGAUUGGACACGCCAGAGUGGCUCCACUUCAAGUUCCGGCACUGGCCCUACAAAUGAUCACACCUAUGGAACUGCGAAAGGUUAUUACAUGUACAUUGAAACAUCAUUUCCAAGAAAGCCAGGAGACAAGGCAAUUCUGAUGAGCCCCAAAUAUCCAUCAACAAAAGGAAAAUGCCUUCAGUUCUGGUACCACAUGUAUGGAAGCCACAUAGGGACCCUCAAUGUUCGAAUAAAGCGCAUGGUUCGAGGAAAACCCACAUCCUUUUUGAUGUGGUCUAAAUCAGGCGAAAAUGGAAAUCGCUGGUGGAUUACUCAGGUACACAAAGAUAUCUUGAAAGUUAAAGACAACAACAGAAAUGAUUUUGUCACGGAUGUGUUCACGUCCAUUAAAAGAGCAAAGCAUACCAACAUUAGGAAAUAGCAGUGGUUUCUGUAAAAAAAGGAGGGACUUCUAUAACACAAUUAAAACAUGAAAGGCGUUAUGUAAGAGAUAAGUACUGCUGUGGCUAUAAACAUGUUUUACUCUUUACUCAGAAGGAAAAUUACAUGAAUAUUGUUAAAUCAGAAAUCGAAAAAGCAUUCGUAGGCGGAAUCCUGUUCUACGACCAGAAACAGGUAACAAAGAUUUGGGCGUAUUAGGGUUGCCAUAUUAAGGUGGUUCAUAGCUGGUUUAAGUUUGCUCUUUAACUAUAGUACGGUAAGGUCUUCAUCAUUGAUGAUGAUGUCUUUAAAGUACCUGAAUUCCCUUGAAUUUUAAACUAAAGAGUCAUAAGCCUAAGAAUUCCUAUAAAUUGCAGUUGGUCCCAGGACCUCCUUGAAAUUGUUUGCUCAGUUUAUUCAACCCAAAUUUUAUUUUUCACGAGAUUAAUAUGACUUGAAUUGUCGCUGGUAGAAUUAUUGCAGCACAUAAUUGUAAAAAAUAGUUGCCGUCAUUUUGCACAGCCUGGAGUCCUUGAAUUCUGUCAUUAAAACCGAAAGUCCUUGAAAUGUCCUGGAAUUCUUUUUCGCCAAAAGGCAUGAAUACUGAUUUGUAGUAUGGAAUGGCCCCUGUUUAUGAACAUGACAUUCACGUAAUAAUUAAUAAACAGUGGACACUCUCGCCUUUGACUCACCUGGACAAGUAUGGAGGUGAUGGUAUGGCUUGGUACAUUGGGCUGUCACUGUAGCACCCGCUUCAAUCGAUUUUAUUUUGGAACAGAACUUUUAACAAUCUCCUCAAAGGACAUUGUAGGCAAAGAUUAAUCUUUAACUCACUGUCCCUUUUUCUACUGUUUUUGUAAGGCAAGGUUGUUGGAAAUGAAUCAAAUUUAAUAUGGCUGCCCAUAGAUUUCAUUCUGUUGUUUCAAAAAACCUGGUAACGGGUUUGAAAAAUCUUGCUUGUGGGGAAAGCUAAUUCAGUGACAAACAAAAUGAGGAUCAAUGACAGUUGCGUUAUACCCCUCAGAGACUGCAUGGAUUCCCAACUUCUUUUUCUCUCAAUUUUGCAUUGGAGCUCCUGGUAUAAUUAUAAUAUUAGCCGGCACAUUUUUCUGUAAAUACGACUUAUAGUUAUGGAGGGGAAAAACAUUCUUCCUGAAAAUCUCAAGUGGGUUUUCGUAGGGAGAUAAGUCUUUGCUUUGGUUGAUUGUAAGUUAACGCUGCUGCAACAAGUCAGGGCGAGUUGCAACUGGUGCGGCUAGUACAUCAAACCUCACAAAAAACCCUGUAAAAAUCAUCCGGUUUCAGCACCUUUUACAAUUUUUUUUACCUUAAAAAAAAAUUCCUGUAGCCUUGUGGUAGCCAAGCGCUAUUUAGUCAUUGACGUGCAAUGGUUCAGAAAUUUUCAGUGAAGGGGGGUCAUUCUCGGUUAAUUAAGUUACUACUAACUGGUCCAGACAGAGGGUGCGAAUUGUGUAGGUAACAUUCCAUUUGCAAGCGGUUCUACCUCUCCCAACCACAACCAAUAUCUUUUUUUCAUCACGUUAUAAGUUUUUUGGAAAACUGUGCAAGGGAAUUAUCAGGCCCGCCAGACAACAUAAUAUUUCAGCUUUUGUGAAAACGUUUGGUAUCAACAGUGAAUGUGUGAAGAAUUAUGCCAAAGUAGUGAGGGCAAAUAAGUAUUAGACAGGUAUUCUGUACGUACGUUCUUACAAGGGAUAAUUUGAAGGAUUAUGCCAAAGUUUAUUCUUCACCAGUAAUUCUAAUUUUUGAUGUCACUUCCUCUUCUUCCAGGUGACAGUCACAUCAAAUUCUGAUUAUUGGCUGGUAUUUGAAGGAGUAGGAGGGUCCGGUUAUCAAGGUGACAUAGCCAUAGACGAUGUAGAGUUACUGGAUAAUGCAUGCCCACCUCCAGGUGAUUGUAACUUUGAGAAAGGCAUGUGUACUUGGCUCAAUGUGCCUAAUACUGAUGAUUUUGACUGGCUUCGCGGGAGUGGCUCCACACCAAGUUCUUACACUGGCCCUUCCACCGAUCACACAACAAACUCAUCUGGUGGUAAGUACUUAAGUGAGAAUUACUUUUAAAACAGUUGCUUUACUUGAAGUAAGCAACCCUUUUCAUUUAAUCUGGGAAAGCUUAGUUUACUUGGCCCUUUUCCCUAGAUUUCACCAACAGAUAUUUUUUCCAUUCUCGUGAAUGGUAUUUGAUGUACGACAUUGAAAUUCAGCUGGGUUCACAACAUGUUCCGCGCCAAGCAGUACAUUUUUAAGGCAAAUACUCUUAAGAUGACAAUUCUUUGUGCUCAAAAUAUUCCGUUAAUAGCGCUGCGCGCAGUUAUUAUUUAUGGACCCAAAUUGAAAUUCACAUUAGCGAAUUCCCCACUUUUAUCUGACUUUUGUUAUUAAAAUGUCAUGUUUGUCUGUCUUUUGUCAUUAAAACGAGAAAAAUGACAAGUCUCCGACAAAAAUUGCAAAUUAGUCACUUUGACGUCAUUGGCACACUACGCUAUUGUCAUUUUGCACGUUCUAACGUCACAUGUCUCCCGUGGUCUGCACUAUAAUUGAGACUGCGUUAUUUCAUCCAUUGAUUAUUUCAUUUUAUCAGCUUCACCGGAGAAAACAAAGCAACAUUUUUCAACAUUUUCAGCAAGUGUAGUAUAUUUAUUGCAACAAAACAAUAAAUGGUGAUAACAAAACGCGAAGAUGCAAGGUUUCUGUAAAAUACUCUGAAGAAAACUCCGUUUUCUGGAAGUCUCUUAUUAGUACUUUUUCAAUUCGUUUUCUGCCUUUAGGGUGGGUGCUUAUUCGAGAUGGGCGCUAAUUCGAAGUUGGGCGCUUAUUGCAAUAAAUACGGUACAUCAGGAGGAGAAAGGAGACGGAUACUAACGAGUUCUUCUAGUUGCUAAAUUUAACACUGCCGAUCGAUUUAGCUGACGCUGAGGCCGCUGGAUUAGUACCUUUUCUUGGUGUGUAUCAUUUUUACUCCAUCCCAUUUUCAUUUUGCAGGCAGCUAUGUGUUCAUUGAGACAUCAUCCCCACGUAAAGUGGGUGACAAAGCAUAUCUCAUCAGCCAGCCAUUUGAUCCCACCAACAGCACUGGUAUAUGCUUGAAGUUCUGGCAUCAUAUGAAAGGAUCAUCCAUUGGCACUUUGAAUGUCUAUAUUUACACCGGCAACUUCUCUUCAAUGUCUUUGCUUUGGCAGAGAAAGGGGAAUAAAGGAAAUAAUUGGAUGCUUGGGCAAACUCCAAUAAGAAGCAUUGUAAAGUACCAGGUAAAGACAAUAUGCCUUCAUGUCUUCUAUGCUGUUUUUUGUUUAUUAGUCAUCCAGUAUCCAUAUCAAAGAUGGCAUCAAAUGAAGAGUGGAUUACGCAGAAUUCGUUGUGGACAUAAUAGCAGCUCUGAAUACCUUCAUUGUUUUAACCAGAUCUUCACUUUUUUCAACCGGAUUACAUGUUGCUGUGCGUCUGUUCUGUAUUGGAUCACAGAUGUCGUCUAAUUGUGGUAAAAACAAAGAAGUGGCACAUGAGCUGCAGGCGAGUGUGUCACUGAUGUUUUACCACGUUUUGACGUCUUCUGUGAUCUAUUACAGACCAGGCUCAUGGCAAAAUGGAAUCUAUUAGUAUUGUACAGUGAAGAGAGAGGAAGAAGCUAUAUAUAAAUAUAUAUACCUGCCUCGUACCACGUGACUGUUCGAUGAUCGAUUUGUGCUACUUUACAAGUUACAAAAGCUACUUUUCGUCCCUCCUUCUUCUUUUUUUCUUUAUCUUACUUACAUACAGUUUAUCCGGAAAGUUUUUCAACGCCUUUUACCGAGAACAGAAUAAUCGCGAAAACUUUUCCAAAUUUGCGUGUCUCGUUGACAAGCUAUGGCAAAUUUUAUAAAGAAUUCUUCCAAAUGAGGUAUUUCCAAGUCGUCAAGAACACUUAUUGUCUCGGUUUCUCCACUUUUCUUAUUUGUAACCAGCUUCCGCUAAACUUUUUUUCGUGGCCUUCACUUGCUAAAUCCGAAAAUGUCUUUUUCAACCUCUUUCAAAACCGCGUCAUAUUGAACACAACAAAGAAAACAAGUUGUCGUGCGUUAUACAUGUAUCUGUUUGUUUAACAAAAAGAUUCCAUGAUUCCGUGCGUCUGUUGUGUAAAACAGUAGAUCACAGAUGUUGUCAAAUGAUAGUAAAAACCAAACAGUGGCACACGAGCCGCGGGUGUGUCACCCAUAUUUUUUUUCCCACGCACGUUAUGACGUCUUCUGUGAUCUAUUAAUGACCAGACCCACGGCAACAAGGAAUCUAUUCGUUUUAUACAAUGAACAGAAAGAAAAAAACCGACGUGCUAACUUCGCACCGCUUGACUGUUAAGUUGGAGGAUUUUUUUCCCAGUUUAGGCAUUUUCAAGUCACCAACGCUUCUCAGAUAUUUUCGGUUUCUUUAUCUUACUUGUAGACAGUUUCUUUCAAAAGGUUUCUAAGUCCUCUACUUGCUGAAAGCAAUCGCGAAAACAUUUUCAAAACUGCAAGUCUCUCGUAGCGAUGAUAAAUGAUUGCAACUGUUGAGGAAAUUUCGACCAGUUUAGAAAUUUUCAAAUCGUCAAGAACUCUUUAAUUCCGUCCUUGUUUCUCCGUUUUUCCGAAAUAAUCUCGCAAACAUUUUUUAAAACCGCGCGCCAUUAUGGAUGAAACAAAGAAAACGGGUCUUCGUUCACGUGUACUCUAUACCUAAUAGAUCGAAUGAAACCACCAACCAGAGCGCUCGUAGUAUUCACCACAUUGUAUAAACUCUAAUAGAUUAUGGGCAACGACCCAUCACAGCGCAUGUAUCACUGACUAAAUUGUAUAAAAGGUGAUUGAUGAAGCAUAUUGUCUCAAUAAGCCCGGACAUGAUGCUAUGCGUUUCUUUGAUUCCAUCACAAAAACAAGGUCCUUGGACAAGACACUCUAUGUAUUAAUUUCUGUUUAUAGAUGUGUUUGGUUUUAAACAGGUUGUGUUUGAAGGAAUUCGUGGAAAUAGCUAUACUGGGGACAUUGCCCUGGAUGACAUAUCAUUCACUGUUGGUGCAGGCAGUUGCACUCUUCAACCGUAUGAUGCUCUACCACCUGGAAUGACAACUGCAGCUCCUACAACUUUAACUCCAACUACUAUUGGUAAGUGGCUCUUAUCAGUUUUACUUAUGUUGACGACAUGAUAUUGUUUUUGAUAUUUUCUAAAAAGGAAGCUGGGCUGGCCAGCCGAAAUAUCGUUUGUAAAUUUUUAAGCACGCUUUCUAUUUCUGUUUAUUGAAUUUUGUUAAAACAAUUUGCCAUAUUUAUCAGACUUUGAUUGAUUGAUUUAUUUAUGAAUGAAUGAACGAAAAAUUUACCAUACAUAGAACAAAUCGCUCCCAAAUACGAAGGCACCACCACCACCACCACCAACAACAACAACACUUUAUUCACAUUUCCAUUACAGGGUUUGUCAAACUAAAUAAAUCAGUGACAGACAUACCGGGUAGACAUUUUUCUAACCACGGCGGAAAAGAUGCUGUCCACUAAAGUACGCACGUAAAGCAAGCAUGCCUCACAAGACAAGCAACCCAUAGUCUUAACGACAUGUCUUGGCUGGAGGCCUCUACUUGCACUACUAGCAGCUGACAUCACCAAUCCAAUUCUUAAACUGAUACUAUGGGACAUUUUUACAUGACAACAAUAGCUGUGGUCACACUACGGACUUUUACCUAGGUAAAACCGAUUUCCCUAGGGCAAAUUCAUCAAAAAAUCUCCCGAGGUAAAUUUAUCUCGGGUUUUGUUUUGCCUAGGUAAAAAAUUCUGGGAAGGUCACACUACCGGCUCCCAAGGUUUUCACGCACAGUCGGAUUCUGGAGUGUAAAUUCAAGAAUUAAAGAUGUGCAGGGAUGUAGCCGAUUAAAGAGACCUUUUUUUUAUCUUGCUGUUAUUUCUUAGGCCGAUUCAAUGUGCAGGGUGAAGACAUGCGAAGACGUACACGACUCGUGCCCCAAAAAUUUCUUUUAGCACGUGAGCUAUGUCCGGUUCUGUCAUCAAGACCUUCGCCGAUGAGCGUCUAUUGGCUAGCAACCUAGGUAUUUCAUUUUCCCCUAGCUAUCGCUUUGGGGUAGCUUUCAAGGGAAACUCUAUUGUUCUGCAGACAUAUCCAAGCCCCAGACGAUAAAAUUUCCCGGAGGUAAAUUACCUAGGGAAAAAUCGGUCACACUUAAAAAUUCAAGUUUCCCUAGGUAAACUGUCAACAAGUCCAGUUUACCUAGGUAAAAAGUCUGUAGUGUAACAACAGCUAAUAUAUAACUAUUGCUGUCAGAUGCAAUUAUGUAAUGACUAAUUUCAAGGGAAUAGUCUUGGGGGAAUGCAGGAAAAUUUAAAAUGCUCUAAAAUGUAACAUAUGGUCAGCUUUUCUGCACAUUCAGUAUCUUUCUGAAUGAUUACAAUUCAUGAAGAUAACAAAAUUUUCCCUAUAGCAAGUGUGGGUUUUAACUGCACAUUCGAAAGAAAUCUCUGUAGCUGGACUCAAGACAACACCGAUCAGUUUGAUUGGACUCGAAUAUCGGGCUCAACACCUUCAUCCUCAACUGGGCCUUCUGUGGACCACACAACAGGCACUGGUAAGUGAUUGUUUUCAAUGCAUUUACUUUAUAGAUGGGUCGGUACUUUUAUUACCUUAAAGGCAGUAACAGACAUUGCACAACAGACAUUGCCUUUUGUUUCCCUCUGUAAGGUCACCUUUUAAUAGCGAGGUUUCCAACUGAAAAAAAAAGCAAUAAUAAAAAUAAAGAAAACAGCUGAAGAAAUGUUAGAAACAACUAUAAGUGUGGGAAGGUGUCCAAUUUCCAGGGAUCUCUAAGUUAUGUUAUAUUUGCUGUGUACCCUGACCUCUUGUAGCAAUCCUUCUUAAAGGUUUUUUAAAAAAAUCUUGAUACCUUUCACUCUUCUCUUGCGCUACAUUUGUGAGUAAAAUUACUUGUAAAUGUAAAAAGAUACAUGAGUACAAUAUAGUCCCUUGUUGAUGCGUUUCCGUUUAAUGGAAAGUUGCUAGCUAGUUUUCUGAUCUUUUCCUCCCAUACUCAAAGUUGAUUCUGCAGUAGCUGGCUCCCAAAGUUGUUUCAGUCGUGUGAAAGGCACGAUAUAUGUUGAGGUUUAUUUGUCCAGGUUUAAAUUGUUAGGAGAAAUAAGGACUUGAAAACUUUACUUCUUUUUCUUCUUCCAUGAAACCACACCUCCUUCCUUCUACAGGAUCGUUCAAGAGCUUAAUUCAAAUCCUUAAUUCAUGAUAGUUGGAAUAAGAACCUAUUGCUUAGCACUGUAUUUUAACUGUACUGUCUUUGCUAUAACAGUCUGUCACAUUUAUAAUUUAUAGAUAUUUUUUGUUGUCCACGCUUUUAACUUUAAGAAACGACAGCACCUUAUCAGAGUGGUAUACCACUAUGAUAACCAAAUUCUUUUACAGUGCUGGAUGAUCUUUACGGCUCUAACAACAUUCUGUUGCACACUUUCAGCAAAUGGAUCGUACAUAUAUAUUGAGUCAUCUUUCCCAAGAAAGCCAAAUGACACAGCGAAGCUUAUAAGUUCAAUUGUCCCCGGCACAACUGCUUAUGGUGGAAAGUGUUUGUCGUUUUGGUAUCACAUGUAUGGUGCACACAUCAGUACUCUUAGCGUGUAUCUAAGGAAUGGUUCUCAUGACACCCUCCUGUGGUCAAAGGCAGGGACUCAUGGAAAUAAGUGGCUUGAGGCAGUAGUUACAGUUAAUAGCAGCACUAAUUUUCAGGUAAAACUUGCAAUUUUCAAUUUUUGGCAAAAGAAAUAAACAACAAAUAGUAAUAAAAUGAAAUCAAGUUUCUAAUUGAAAUAGUUUCAUUUACACGGACUUGCAGUGCCAUGGAAUUGGCCAUGUUACAUUAAACGCCUAGUGACUUGUCCCGAAGAAAACAGAGAAAACAGAGUCAUAAUAUUCAUGCAUAAAUCAAUAGUUGACCUCGUCACUUUCACAGUGCACUAUCGUCACUGUCACCUCACGGGCCCUCUGACGCCAGAGAUUUUCUUUUGUUGCGCGUUCUGAGGCUUUUGGUAGCAAGCAAAUUAGUUUUUAGAUGUCACAUGACCUUACACGCUGUUCUGGAAAAAUCGAAGCUUUCUUAAAGAAUACUGUUUAUUUUCCCUUCAGGUUGUAUUUGAAGGAGUUCGUGGUAUGAGCUUUCGAGGUGAUAUAGCAAUUGAUGACAUCGUUAUUAAAAAUGGUUUCUGCCAAGCCUUGAAAGCUUGCUCAUUUGAAGAUGUUCAAAUGUGCGGAUGGACAAAUGAAAAAAGGUUAAUUGAUAAAUGUUGUUUGUGCUAGCUUGGGUUACUGUUUAAGGGUAUUAUUUAAUAUUAUCGCGCAAGCUCCGAACCAGUAGUUUUUGAUAGAAAAGUGAAAUUCUUUAGCAAAAAUGAACAGAUUGCUGAAUUGUUAUCCAGACUGAUGAAAGGAGUAGCUGGAUGCUUUGAAAGGCCAGCAAACAAAACUAUUAGCAGAAAGCGACUUAAAUGGCGUAGGAACUUACUUAGUUUUGGUCUGUGUUAUAAAGAUGUCCGUUUAUAGCUAGAUUUCUUACUUUCCUUUUAAACCUUGUAACCGCUCUUGUUAAUGUUUUAGUGCUGAUGACUUUGAUUGGACACGCCAGAGUGGCUCCACUUCAAGUUCCGGCACUGGCCCUACAAAUGAUCACACCUAUGGAACUGCGAAAGGUUAUUACAUGUACAUUGAAACAUCAUUUCCAAGAAAGCCAGGAGACAAGGCAAUUCUGAUGAGCCCCAAAUAUCCAUCAACAAAAGGAAAAUGCCUUCAGUUCUGGUACCACAUGUAUGGAAGCCACAUAGGGACCCUCAAUGUUCGAAUAAAGCGCAUGGUUCGAGGAAAACCCACAUCCUUUUUGAUGUGGUCUAGAUCAGGCGAAAAUGGAAAUCGCUGGUGGAUUGCUCAGGUACACAAAGAUAUCUUGAAAGUUAAAGACGACAACAGAAAUGAUUUUGUCACGGAUGUGUUCACGUCCAUUAUAAGAGCAAAGCAUACCAACAUUAAGAAAUAAAAGUGGUUUCUGUAAAAGAAUACUAGAAACGGAAGAAGUUCACUUUUUUUCCCGACAGUCAAAGACUUCUAUAAGACAAUUAAAACAUGAAAGGCUUUACGUAAGAGAUAAGUAUUGCUGUGGCUAUAGACAUGUUUUACUCUUUACUCAGAAGGAAAAUUACAAGAAUAUUGUUAAAUCAGAAAUCGAAAAAGCAUUCGUAACCGGAAUCCUGUUCUACGACCAGAAACAGGUCACAAAGAUUUGGGCGUAUUAGGGUUGCCAUAUUAGCAUGGUUCAUAGGUGGUUUUAGUUUGCUCUUUAACUAUAGUACGGUAAGGUCUUCAUCAUUGAUGAUGAUGUCUUGAAAGUACCUGAAUUCCCUUGAAUUUCAAACUAAAGAUUCAUAAGCCUGAAAAUUCCUAUAAAUUGCAGUUGGUCCCAGGACCUCCUUGAAAUUCUUUGCUCAGUUUAUUCAACCCAAAUUUUUGAAGAGAUUAAUAUGACGUUAAGUGUCGCUGGUAGAAUUAUUGCAGCACAUAAUUGUAAAAAAUAGUUGCCGUCAUUUUGCACAGCCUGGAGUCCUUGAAUUCUGUCAUUGAAACCGAAAGUCCUUGAAAUGUCCUGGAAUUCUUUUUCGCCAAAAGGCAUGAAUACUGAUUUGUAGUAUGGAAUGGCCCCUGUUUAUGAACAUGGCAUUCACGUAAUAAUUAAUAAACAGUGGACACUCUCGCCUUUGACUCACCUGGACAAGUAUGGAGGUGAUGGUAUGGCUUGGUACAUUGGGCUGUCAAUGUAAAACCCGUUUCAAUCAAUUUUAUUUGGGGACAGAACUUUUAACCAUCUCCUCAAAGGACAUUGUAGGCAAAGAUUAAUCUUUAACUCACUGUCCCUUUUUCUACUGUUUUUCUAAGACAAGGUUGUUGGACAUGAAUCAAAUUUAAUAUGGCUGCCCUGCAUAGAUUUAAUUCUGUUGUUUCAAAAAAACCUUGUAACGGGUUUCAAAAAUCUUGCUUGUGGGGAAAGCUAAUUUAGCGACAAACGAAAUGAGGAUCAAUGACAGUUGCGUUAUACCCCUCAGAGACUGCAUGGAUUCCCAACUUCUUUUUCUCUCAAUUUUGCAUUGGAGCUCUGGGAUAAUUAUGAUAUUAGCCGGCACAUUUUUCUGUAAAUACGACUUAUAGUUAUGGAGGGGAAAAACAUUCUACCUGAAAAUCUCAAGUGGGUUUUCGUAGGGAGAUAAAUCUUUACUUUGGUUGAUUGUGAGUUAACGCUGCUGCAACAAGUCAGGGCGAGUUGCAACUGGUGCAGCUAGUACAUCAAACCUCACAAAAAAAAACCAUCCGGUUUCAGCACCUUUUAAGAUUUAUUUUAGCCUUGUGGUAGCCAAGCGCUAUUUAGUCAUUGACGUGCAAUUGUUCAGAAAUUUUGAGUGAAGGGUGGUCAUUCUCGGUCAAUUAAUUCACUACUAGCUGGUCCAGACAGAGGGUGCGAAUUGUGUAGGUAACAUUCCAUUUGCAAGCGGUUCUACUUCUCCCAACCACAACCAAUAUCUUUUUUUCAUCACGUUAUAAGUUUUUUGGAAAACUGUGCAAGGGAAGUAACAGGCCCGCCAGACAACAUAAUAUUUCAGCUUUUGUAAAAACGUUUGGUAUCAACAGUGAAUGGGUGGAGAAUUAUGCCAAAGUAGUGAGGGCAAAUAAGUAUUAGACAGGUAUUCUGUACGUAAGUUCUUUCAAGGGAUAAUUUAAAGGAUUAUGCCAAAGUUUAUUCUUCACCAGUAAUUCUAAUUUUUUAUGUCACUUUCUCUUCUUGAAGGUGACAAUCACAUCAAAUUCUGAUUACUGGCUGGUAUUUGAAGGAGUACGAGGGUCCGGUUAUCGAGGUGACAUAGCCAUAGACGAUGUACAGUUACUGGAUAAUUCAUGCCCACCUCCAGGUGAUUGUAACUUUGAGAAAGGCAUGUGUACUUGGCUCAAUGUGCCUAAUAAUGAUGAUUUUGACUGGCUUCGCGGGAGUGGCUCCACACCAAGUUCUUACACUGGCCCUUCCACCGAUCACACAACAAACUCAUCUGGUGGUAAGUGCUUAAGUGAGAAUUACUUUUAAAACAGUUGCUUUACUUGAAGUAAGCAAUCCUUUUCAUUUAAUCUGGGAAAGCUUAGUUUACUUGGCCCUUUUCCCUAGAUUUCACCAACAGAUAUUUUUUCCAUUCUCGUGAAUGGUAUUUGAUGUACGACAUUGAAAUUCAGCUGGGUUCACAACAUGUUCCGCGCCAAGCAGUACAUUUUUAAGGCAAAUACUCUUAAGAUGACAAUUUUUUGUGCUCAACAUUUUCCGUUAAUAGCGCUGCGCGCAGUUAUUAUUUAUGGACCCAAAUUGAAAUUCACAUUAGCGAAUUCCCCACUUUUAUCUGACUUUUGUUAUUAAAAUGUCAUGUUUGUCUGUCUUUUGUCAUUAAAAUGAGAAAAACGACAAAACUCAGACAAAAAUUGCAAAUUAGUCACUUUGACGUCAUUGGCACACUACGCUAUUGUCAUUUUGCACGUUCUAACGUCACAUGUCUCCCGUGGUCUGUAAUAUAAUUGAGACUGCGUUAUUUCAUCCAUUGAUUAUUCCAUUUUAUCAGCUUCACCGGAAAAAAACAAAGCAGCAUUUUUCAACAUUUUCAGCAAGUGUAGUAUGUUUAUUGCAACAAAACAAUAAAUGGUGAUAACAAAACACGAAGAUGCAAGGUUUCUGUAAAAUACUCUGAAGAAAACUCCGUUUUCUGGAAGUCUCUUAUUAGUCCUUUUUCAAUUCGUUUUCUGCCUUUAGGGUGGGUGCUUAUUCGAGAUGGGCGCUAAUUCGAAGUUGGGCGCUUAUUGCAAUAAAUACGGUACAUCAGGAGGAGAAAGGAGACGGAUACUAACGAGGUCUUUUAGUUGCUAAAAUUUAACACUGCCGAUUUAGCUGAAGCUGAGGCCGCUGGAUUAGAACCUCCUCAUGGUGUGUAUGAUUUUUACUUCAUCCCAUUUUUAUUUUGCAGGCACCUAUGUGUUCAUUGAAACAUCGUCCCCACUUAAAGUGGGUGACAAAGCAUAUCUCAUCAGCCAGCCAUUUGAUCCAACCAACAGCACUGGUAUAUGCUUGAAGUUCUGGCAUCAUAUGAAAGGAGCAUCCAUUGGCGCUUUGAAUGUCUAUAUUUACAACGGUGACUUCUCUUCAAUGUCUCUGCUUUGGCAGAGAAAGGGGAAUAAAGGAAAUAAUUGGAUGCUUGGGCAAACUCCAAUAAGAAGCAUUGUAAACUACCAGGUAAAGACAAUUUGCCUUCAGGUCUUCUAUGCUGUUUUUUGUUUAUUAGUCAUCCAGUAUCCAUAUCAAAGAUAGCAUCAAAUUAAGAGUGAAUUACGCAGAAUUCGUUGUGGACAUAAUAGCAGCUCUGAAUACCUGCAUUGUUUUAACCAGAUCUUCACAGCAUUGUCCCUGUAUUGGAUCACAGAUGUCGUCUAAUUGUGGUAAAAACAAAGAAGUGGCACAUGAGCAGCAGGCGAGUGUGUCACUGAUGUUUUACCACGUUUUCACGUCUUCUGUGAUCUAUUACAGACCAGGCUCAUGACAAAAUGGAAUCUAUUAGUAUUGUACAGUGAAGAGAGAGGAAGAAGCUAUAUAUAUAUAUAUAUAUAUACCUGCCUCGUACCACGUGACUGUUCGAUGAUCGAUUUGUGCUACUUUACAAGUUACAAAAGCUACUUUUCGUCCCUCCUUCUUCUUUUCUUCGUUAGCUUACUUACAUACAGUUUAUCCAGAAAGUUUUUCAACGCCUUUUAUCGAGAACAGAAUAAUCGCGAAAUCUUUUCCAAAUUUGCGUGUCUCGAUGACAAGCUAUGGCAAAUUUUAUAAAGAAUUCUUCCAAAUGAGGUAUUUCCAAGUCGUCAAGAACACUUAUUGUCUCGGUUUCUCCACUUUUCUUAUUUGUAACCAGCUUCCGCUAAACUUUUUUUCGUGGCCUUCACUUGCUAAAUCCGAAAAUGUCUUUUUCAACCUCUUUCAAAACCGCGUCAUAUUGAACACAACAAAGAAAACAAGUUGUCGUGCGUUAUACAUGUAUCUGUUUGUUUAACAAAAAGAUUCCAUGAUUCCGUGCGUCUGUUGUGUAAAACAGUAGAUCACAGAUGUCGUCAAAUGAUAGUAAAAACCAAACAGUGGCACACGAGCCGCGAGUGUGUCACCCAUAUUUUUUUCCCCACGCACGUUAUGACGUCUUCUGUGAUCUAUUAAUGACCAGACCCACGGCAACAAGGAAUCUAUUCGUUUUAUACAAUGAACAGAAAGAAAAAAACCGACGUGCUAACUUCGCACCGCUUGACUGUUAAGUUGGAGGAUUUUUUUCCCAGUUUAGGCAUUUCCAAGUCACCAACGCUUCUCAGAUAUUUUCGGUUUCUUUAUCUUACUUGUAGACAGUUUCUUUCAAAAGGUUUCUAAGACCUCUACUUGCUGAAAGCAAUCGCGAAAACAUUUUCAAAACUGCACGUCUCUCGUAGCGAUGAUAAAUGAUUGCAACUGUUGAGGAAAUUUCGACUACUUUAGAAAUUUUCAAAUCGUCAAGAACUCUUUAAUUCCGUCCUUGUUUCUCCGUUUUUCCGAAAUAAUCUCGCAAACAUUUUUUAAAACCGCGCGCCAUUAUGGAUGAAACAAAGAAAACGGGUCUUCCUUCAUGUGUACUCUAUACCUAAUAGAUCGAAUGCAACCACCAACCAGAGCGCUCGUAAUAUUCACCACAUUGUCUAAACUCUAAUAGAUCAUGGGCAACGACCCAUCACAGCGCAUGUAUCACUGACUAAAUUGUAUAAAAGGUGAUUGAUGAAGCAUAUUGUCUCAAUAAGCCCGGACAUGAUGCUAUGCGUUUCUUUGAUUCCAUCACAAAAACAAGGUCCUAGGACAAGACACUUUAUGUAUUAAUUUCUGUUUAUAGAUGUGUUUGGUUUUAAACAGGUUGUGUUUGAAGGAAUUCGUGGAAAUAGCUAUACUGGGGACAUUGCCCUGGAUGACAUAUCAUUCACUGUUGGUGCAGGCAGUUGCACUCUUCAACCGUAUGAUGCUCUACCACCUGGAAUGACAACUGCAGCUCCUACAACUUUAACUCCAACUACUAUUGGUAAGUGGCUCUUAUCGGUUUUACUUAUGUUGACGACAUGAUAUUGUUUUUGAUGUUUUCUAAAAAGGAAGCUGGGCUGGCCAGCCGAAAUAUCGUUUGUAAAUUUUUAAGCACGCUUUCUAUUUCUGUUUAUUGAAUUUUGUUAAAACAAUUUGCCAUAUUUAUCGACUUUGAUUGAUUGAUUUAUUUAUGAAUGAAUGAACGAAAAAUUUACCAUACAUAGAACAAAUCGCUCCCAAAUACGAAGGCACCACCACCAACAACAACAACAACAACAACAACAACACUUUAUUCACAUUUCCAUUACAGGGUUUGUCAAACUAAAUAAAUCAGUGACAGACAUACCGGGUAGACAUUUUUCUAACCACGGCGGAAAAGAUGCUGUCCACUAAAGUACGCACGUAAAGCAAGCAUGCCUCACAAGACAAGCAACCCAUAGUCUUAACGACAUGUCUUGGCUGGAGGCCUCUACUUGCACUACUAGCAGCUGACAUCACCAAUCCAAUUCUUAAACUGAUACUAUGGGACAUUUUUACAUGACAACAAUAGCUGUGGUCACACUGCGGACUUUUACCUAGGUAAAACCGAUUUCCCUAGGGCAAAUUCAUCAAAAAAUCUCCCGAGGUAAAUUUAUCUCGGGUUUUGUUUUACCUAAAUAAAAAAUUCUGGGAAGGUCACACUACCGGCUCCCAAGGUUUUCACGCACAGUCGGAUUCUGGAGUGUAAAUUCAAGAAUUAAAGAUGUGCAGGGAUGUAGCUGAUCAAAGAGACCUUUUUUUUUUAUCUCGCUGUUAUUUCUUAGGCCGAUUCAAUGUGCAGGGUGAAGACAUGCGAAGACGUACACGACUCGUGCCCCCAAAAUUUCUUCUAGCACGUGAGCUAUGUCCGGUUCUGUCAUCAAGACCUUCGCCGAUGAGCGUCUAUUGGCUAGCAACCUAGGUAUUUCAUUUUCCCCUAGCUAUCGCUUUGGGGUAGCUUUCAAGGGAAACUCUAUUGUUUUCGAGACAUAUCCAAGCCCCAGACGAUAAAAUUUCCUCGAGGUAAAUUACCUAGGGAAAAAUCGGUCACACUUAAAAAUUCAAGUUUCCCUAGGUAAACUGUCAACAAGUCGAGUUUACCUAGGUAAAAAGUCUGUAGUGUAACAACAGCUAAUAUAUAACUAUUGCUGUCAGAUGCAAUUAUGUAAUGACUAAUUUCAAGGGAAUAGUCUUGGGGGAAGUCAGGAAAAUUUAAAAUGCUCUAAAAUGUAACAUAUGGUCAGCUUUUCUGCACAUUCAGUAUCUUUCUGAAUGAUUACAAUUCAUAAAGAUAACAAAAUUUUCCCUAUAGCAAGUGUGGGUUUUAACUGCACAUUCGAAAGAAAUCUCUGUAGCUGGACUCAAGACAACACCGAUCAGUUUGACUGGACUCGGACAUCGGGCUCAACACCUUCAUCCUCAACUGGACCUUCUGUGGACCACACAACAGGCACUGGUAAGUGAUUGUUUUCAGUGCAUUUACUUUAUAGAUGGGUCGGUACUUUUAUUACCUUAAAGGCAGUAAAUACGGCAACAUUUUUUUUGCACAGCAUACAUUGCCUUUUGUUUCCCUCUGUAAGGUCACCUUUUAAUAGCGAGGUUUCCACCUGAAAAAAAAAAUAAUAAAAAAAAUAAAGAAAACAGCUAAAGAUAUAUUAGAAACAACUAUAAGUGUGGGGAGGUGUCCAAUUUCCAGAGAUCUCUAAGUUAUGUUAUAUUUGCUGUGUACCCUGACCUCUUGUAGCAAUCCUUCUUAAAGGUUUUUUAAAAAAAUCUUGAUACCUUUCACUCCUCUCUUGCGCUACAUUUGUGAGUAAAAUUACUUGUAAAUGUAAAAAGAUACAUUAGUACAAUAUAGUCCCUUAUUGAUGCGUUUCCGUUUAAUGGAAAGUUACUAGCUAGUUUUCUGAUCUUUUCCUCCCAUACUCAAAGUUGAUUCUGCAGUAGCUGGCUCCCAAAAUUGUUUCAGUCGUGUGAAAGACACGAUAUAUGUUGAGGUUUAUUUUUUUGCAGGCUUAAAUUGUUAGGGGAAAUAAGAACUUGAAAACUUUACUUCUUUUUCUUCUUCCAUGAAACCACACCUCCUUCCUUCUACAGGGACGUCCAAGAGCUUAAUUCAAAUCCUUAAUUCAUGAUAGUUGGAAUAAGAACCUAUUGCUUAGCACUGUAUUUUAACUGUACUGUCUUUGCUUUAACAGUCUGUCACAUUUAUAAUUUAUAGAUAUUUUUUGUUGUCCACGCUUUUAACUUUAAGAAACGACAGCACCUUAUCAGAGUGGUAUACCACUAUGAUAACCAAAUUCUUUUACGGUGCAGGAUGAUCUUUACUGCUCUAACAACAUUCUGUUGUACACUUUCAGCCAAUGGAUCGUACAUAUACAUUGAGUCAUCUUUCCCAAGAAAGCCAAAUGACACAGCGAAGCUUAUAAGUUCAAUUGUCCCCGGCACAACUGCUUAUGGUGGAAAGUGUUUGUCGUUUUGGUAUCACAUGUAUGGUGCACACAUCAGUACUCUUAGCGUGUAUCUAAGGAAUGGUUCUCAUGACACCCUCCUGUGGUCAAAGGCAGGGACUCAUGGAAAUAAGUGGCUUGAGGCAGUAGUUACAGUUAAUAGCAGCACUAAUUUUCAGGUAAAACUUGCAAUAUUCAAUUUUUGGCAAAAGAAAUAAACAACAAAUAUUAAUAAAAUGAAAUCAAGUUUCUAAUUGAAAUACAGUCGACUACCGAUAACUCGAACACUCGCUAACUAAAGCCUCGCGCUAACUCGAACAAAAAUCGAUAUCCCCUGGGUUUCCGUCAUACAUUUACUGUAAUUUUACCCUCGGUAGCUCGAACCCUCGAUAACUCGAACUCCCGCUAACUCGAACCAAUUUUCGUUUCCCGUCAGGUCAUUUUCUAUAUAAUUUUACCCUCGAUAACUCGAACGAUGUUUUGAGCCCUUAAAAGGUCGGGAAAAAAGGUGUGUACUGGCGUCCGAAAAAAAGAAUUUUGGAUUUCCUAUUAACGUGUUGUAGGAGUAUAGUUUACUAGUGGAGGCUGAUGUUGAUUGUCACAGGCUAACGUGAAGCAGCUUUACUUCUCAAGACAGUAAAACGCAUGCUCUAUUUAGGCUAUGUUUUGUUACUUUACGUUCUGAUUUAUAAUCUAGAAGUAUCUUUUAAUUUUCACCUGACAUUUCUACAAUUAAAUGUGAUUAAAAUGUUCACUGUGCAGUAAAAACUGUUUUUUACCAUACUCUCGGCUAUUUUCUUCGAGCUCCCGAUAACUCGAACUCCCCAUAACUCGAACUUUUUUCGAUUUCCCUUGAAGGUUCGAGUUAUCGGAAGUUGACUGUAGUUUCAUUUACACGGAUUUGCAGUGCCAUGGAAUUGGCCAUGUUACAUUAAACGCCUAGUGACCUGUCCCGAAGAAAACAGAGAAAACGGAGUCAUAAUAUUCAUGCAUAAAUCAAUAGUUGACCUCGUCACUUUGACAGUGGACUAUCGUCACUGUCACCUCACUAAUACCCUCUGACGUCAGAGAUUUUCUUUUGUUGCACGUUCUGAGGCUUUUGGUAGCAAGCAAAUUAGUUUUUAGAUGUCACAUGACCUUACAUGCUGUCGUGGAAAAAUCGAAGCUUUCUUAAUGAAUACUGUUUAUUUUCCCUUCAGGUUGUAUUUGAAGGAGUUCGUGGUAGGAACUUUGGAGGUGAUAUAGCAAUUGAUGACAUCGUUAUUAAAAAUGGUUUCUGCCAAGCCUUGAAAGCUUGCUCAUUUGAAGAUGUUCAAAUGUGUGGAUGGACAAAUGAAAAAAG
Messenger RNA from Porites lobata, 54384 nucleotides. NCBI's taxonomy places the organism in Eukaryota, Metazoa, Cnidaria, Anthozoa, Scleractinia, Poritidae. The record is from the annotation of a GenBank genome assembly.